Molecule: messenger RNA, 45838 nt
Organism: Podarcis lilfordi (Lilford's wall lizard)
Lineage: Eukaryota; Metazoa; Chordata; Lepidosauria; Squamata; Lacertidae
Source: the annotation of a GenBank genome assembly
GAGGGGGCGGGGUGCCGCCUGAAGGUCCAGGUGCGUCGUCGUCGUCGGUGUCCUCUCUGAGGCGGAGGGAGAUGUGGCCCACCCCGCACUCCGUAGGGGCCGGAUAACGUCACCCUUGCUUGCGCGGCUGGGCUUCGCUGAGGGGAAGUUUGGAGGAGGUUGUCCGGCCGGGGCGAUGGACGGGGGGCUCGUAGCCGCAGCAGCAGCAGCAACAACGGGUAAGAGAAGCCAGUUGCUGAGGAGCCCGGCCCGGCCCGGCCUUUCCCUGGCGCGCCCGCGCUCCCUCAUCCUGUCCGGGGUGGGCGGGGCCGGAGCCUCGUUGCCGGGCAACGGGGAGGGAAAGGGCGGAGGUGAGCAGGGGCGGGACGGGGUGGGCGGAGCCUCUGCAUCCCAGCGCCCUGUUUCCAUCGAAGGACAGCCAGGUGUUCCUAGUAAGCGAGCAUGGCAGGAAGGCAGGCAAGGCCUCCACCGACCUGCUGGUCUUUUUGCUUGGGCUGGAUCGUGUGAACCGGGGGGGCGGUCGAGCUCUUCCCCUCUCCUGCUACUUUCGCAGGGGUACAAAAGAGGGUACAAACAGCGAGUUAUUUAAAUAAAUGAUUGUGUUUACGUUGGGUUUCUUAAAAGCUAGGAGUUUUGUCCAACAGUGGUACCUCAGGUUACAUACGCUUCAGGUUACAUACGCUUCAGGUUACUCCGCAAACCCAGAAAUAGUGCUUCAGGUUAAGAACUUUGCUUUAGGAUGAGAACAGAAAUUGUGCUCCGGCGGCGCAGCGGCAGCGGGAGGCCCCAUUAGCUAAAGUGAUGCUUCAGGUUAAGAACAGUUUUAGGUUAAGAACAGACCUCCGGAACGAAUUAAGUAUUUAACCCGAGGUACCACUGUACAUUGAAUACCACAAUUCAACAUGUUUAAAGUAAAUCGCUUCUCCCAGAGAAUGCUGGGAACUGUAGUUCUGUGAGGGUGAAACUACAGUUCCCAGGAUUGUGUACGGUGCGGCUGUGCCCUGAGUCCUAUUCAAAGUAGACUCCUUGACAUCUGUGCACAUGAGUAACUGAAGCCCAUUGGAUCCAUUGGCUUUGCUCUGAGUUUGACUUAGUUGCUUUCAAUUGAAGGUUAUUUUGGAUGUAUGCUUAAUCUUGAGAAUUUCCAAAGCUGCAUAUAGUUUUUAUUGGACAGCAUCCAUGCAGGCCUCCAUAGCUGCUCCCAAGCAGAGGUGUGAAAGGGUGCCAGUUGCUUCUUAUUUCUGCCUGCCCGUGAUAAAUUUUAUACUAGGUUAAGCAACAACACCAAGAUAGAUGCUGAAGACAAUUAAAAGGUCUUGGGCUGAUCUCUAGUUCACUUACACCUGACUUGUAAAUAUGCUGGCAGUGUACUUGAAUUUAAGUAGCUAAAUCUGCAAUCCCACUCUAUUAAAACAGAUGAGUGCUCUGCCAUUGACUUUCAAAUAGGCAUUGGGUUGCAUCUCAAAUGUCAUAGCUCCAGCUCAGCUGGCCUGGGGGUUGUUGUCUCAGUUAAUACAGUUUUAGGGCUAGCAAAUGUAGACUGCUACUCUCCCUAUCUGUGUUUCUGAAUGGCUAAACUUAUGUGCUUAUUAUUUCAGUGGUACCUCGGUUUAAGAGCAGUCUGGUUUAAGAACGAUUUGGUUUACAAACUCCGCAAAACCAGAAAUAGUGUCUUGGUUUGAGAACUUUACCUCGGUUUAAGAAUGGUUUUGGUUUAAGAACGGACUUCCGGAAUGGAUUAGGUUUGUAAACCGAGGUACCAUUGUAAUAAGUUUGUAUAAUGCCCUUCAUCUAAAGAUCACAGGGCAGUUCACCUUUUGCAUACACACCUUCUGUAACCUUUCUCUGUUGUCAUGCUGACCAACAUCUCUCACCAGGAUGUAUUCAUUGAUGUGACAGAAAUGCUUCUCUAGAUGGAAGCUGCAAUUAUUGUUAUUACCAUCAUCCUGGCAGCUCUCUAAUUGUGCUUAUCUCCAGAAUGUAGGUUAUCAGGGCUGUGCUACUAGUAUUCUGUCAGUUCAUCAGAUUGUGGUAUCAUUGACAACAGCCAUGGUGAAGCUGUUGCUUGCAACACUUAAAAAUAUUAUUUGCUUCAGCCAAGAAGCUUUCAAGCUGCAUUCCUAGAAAUGGGGCCUUGAAAUGAAAUAUUUCUCAGUGGUGGUGUUGGCCAACUUGGUGUCCUCCAGAUGUUUUGGGCUGCAGUCUUCACCAGUCUAAUGAGAGCACCAGUCAUUGAAGCCAGACUUCCUGAAAAUUAUUUUUUCCAUAAGUGUUCCCUUGUAAUGAACAGCUGCUGAGGGAAGCUGGUGCAGGCAUAUGCAGUUGCAUGUGGGAACAGAUUCAACAGGUCUGCCUAUCUCAAGGCUGGGAAACCUGUGGGAGUUGUAGUCCAGCAACAUAUGGGCAGAGGUUCCCCCAUCCUUAGCCUAGCACACCAGAUGGACUCCCUAGGACACACCCCAGAAUCCUUUGCACUGCAGUCACUGCUACUUUAUAUGAAAGGAAUAUCAGUAAGCAAUGGAGAAAUGAGGUGGCUGAAACAGAAUUAUUGUAAAUAUGUGGAUUAGCUUGCUUUUGCAGAGUCAUGCAGUGGGUGGCCACAUGUUUGAAUUGCACUAGGUAUGUCUGAAACUAAGAAAUUGCCUGCUAUUCCCAUUUAGUGUGUCAGUUGAAAUAACCUUUAACACAGACGUGAGCUGUGGUCCUCCAAAGGUUGGUUGAUGAACUCCUACAACUCCCAUCAUCCCUUACUAGUGGGGCCAUGCUGUCUGGGGCACUUGGGAGUCCAACAGGAACAUGUAGAGAGCCACAGGUUCCCCCUCCCUUUACCCUAAUGCAUAUUUGAUCAGUGAUGUUAUAGGAGCAAAGGAAGCUGCCUUCUGACUGGGAGUGGCUUUUUGGGGUUUCAGGCAGGGGACAGUCCCAACUCUACCUGGAGAUGCCAUUGGGGAAUGAACUUGGGGCCUUCUGCAUGCAUGUGCUGUCAGGGCAUGUUUGUGUGGCAUUGCUGCAUCCUGCACCUCUUUGGAGGAAGGCAUCACCCCUUUGGGAAUGUUCUAAGCAGCAGGAAUGGGGACCUUAACUAUUACCUCUAAGCGGCAGUUCUGCUGCUGAUCUUGUAACUUCACAGCUCCAAUGAAAAAUGCUGGAUGAUUUAAACACAAACUUUCCCUCUUACACUCCUCAAUCCAUGUGGAUGAAAGAAGAAAGAAACUGGACCCUAAAAAUGAGCUUGGGGAGAGGUGCAUUGUGACCAUUGGGCACCUAAAUCUUGCUACAUCUCCUGCCAUCCAGGCUCUGAUAGACCUUAAUUCCCAGGCUCCUUAAGGCUAUAUUUAAGAAUAUCUGUGAGUGUCUCCCUAACAGCAGGUGUUAAGCUUGUAGUUCCACCACUAGUUUAGCUAAACAGGCAGCAGAUCUUUCUGUCAUGCUGAAUAACUGCUUUCUGGAGGGUUUGUUCUUGUGUAAGAGUGUAGGAUCUGAUAGCUUAGGUAGCUGGUGAUAUAGAAGUUCGCACAUCAACUAUGGUAUGUGUGGUAGGUUAGGCUGAGAGGCAGUGACUGGCCCAAGGUCACCUGGUGAGCUUCAUGGAAGAGUAAGGAUUUGAACCCUGGUCUCCCAGACUGGUUCGCUCUCUCCAUACUGACUCGGCCUUUUCUUUUCUUUACAAAUGUUUUCCAUAAAUAGGAAGGGUGUUUGCAAAAAACAGAGAGGAACUGAUUAGGGGUGUGGUACUGAACUUGAAAACCAUUUCUGCAUGAGAAGGCGCAGUGAACUUUUUAGAUAAGAGGAUAGGGCUAUCCAUAACUACAAGCCACAGUAGCUCUCUCCUAAUAAUAUUUCUUACUUUUCAGUCCCACCCUUCCUCCCAAAGGAGCCCAGGGUGGCAAAUGAAAUUGUUAAAAAAGUACAAUUAAAGCAAAAACAUAUUUGAAAUAUUUAAGAAGAUUAAAAACAUCCACCUCUAGAGGCGGUUGUGGGAAUCAUAAGUGGGGAGACUGCUGGUUUGCUCAAGUUCUUUUUGUGGGCUUUCUUUCGGGGCUUCUGGUUGGCUGCUUUGAAAACAAGGUGCGGUGCUGAUCUGAUAGGCUCUUCUUCCAUUCUUAAGAGAAGGUAUGGUAACAGCAAAAUAAGAUAAACAUCUGAAGCCCAAGACUAGGCAAAAAACUUUGGGAGGUGGCUCAGUGGUGACUUCAUAUACAAUGGGCAAUAAGUUCUUUUCUUGCCUAGUAACUACACCCCACCCUGUCCUGACUUUGUAUAGCAAAUUCAGCACUCUUGAGUGACCCUGAACAGAUGCAGCCUCCCCUUUCUGCCCGGGUUUGGCAGGUUCAUUUCUCGAGCCCGUUUCUGAGGGUUCAGAAGUCUCACUGGUAAGACAUGGUGCUCCUUUCUGUGUCCCGCCCUGCCCUAGUGCAUGAAACCUCCAAAUAGGUUUGUGUUAGGAAUAAUCAACACAGUUCCUAUAAAACACUUGGGUGUGCAAAAUGCUUCUUGUGUUCUCUUGGAAAUCCUUCCAACAAUCUUGUAGGCCAGUAUUGUUAUUCCCAUCUUGCAGAUUGAGACAGCCAAGGCUUGAGAGAGCAUGGCUUGUGUUGGCCCAUUUAAUUAGCUCAUCACAGAGAUUUGAACAAUAUCUGUUUAUUUAAAAUAUUUUUAUGUUGCCCUUUUAGCAGAGUUUCCAAUGCAGUACACACACACACAAAAUCAUAUCACAUAAAGUAGCAUUACAUGAUAUGAUAAAUUAUAAUUUUGUUGCUACUUUAAAAAGCCCAUUUAAUAAAAAGUGUCUGAGCAUCAUCUACGAGAAGUUUAAGCAAAAGUUCAGGACUAAUGUAGUUCAGUGGCUGGCCAUUCAGGGGCUGGCUCUUCACAAAAGAAACUCCUGCCCUCCCACCUCUCUUCUGGGAAUCCAGUCCAUUCAUGUGUGCUGAGUUAGCAUUCUGGGGCAAAUGCCAGUGUUAUUCUGUUGAAUGCUUCCGAGUAAUCUCCGGAAAACAGUGAACCUCUUUCUGAGCUCAGGCGGCAGUUUGGACAAGUGUGGCUGGCUGCUAUGUUUGCACAGUAAAAGUCUAAUUUUUCUCUAGAGCUUGGUGAGGUAGGCAGGGAUCUAUUGGUAGAUGCCUAUGCAAUUUGAAGUAGAUCAGUGAGGACCUCAGACUCCCUGUUGCUUAGCAAUUUUAUUUAUUAUAUUUAUAUUCUACCUUAAGGGCUAUAAGUCCUUCCAAGGUGGCUCCCAAAAUCAGAAUACAUGAAUGAAAUCAAGUGUAACGCCAAAAUAAUCCCCCCCUCUAAAUUACACUUCUGACAUGAAGAAAGGUCAUGGGGUAGCUAGAGUAGAUUUUUGUGUGGAAGGCCUGUGAGGUUAGUUCAAAAGCAAAUCCCCAGGUUAAGAGUCCUUUAGUCCGAAGCUUGUACAUUUUGCAUCUGGCUCAAGCAGAUUCCUGCAAGCCUAAAGUCUGCCCACUCCUACUAUAGAGACUUGCGUGUGUUGGAAGUUGCAUUAGGAAUAGGGGUCCACAUAUUUUGACAGACCUUGGUCACUAGCCAAAAUCUGAGGUUCCCCCUCAGCUUCGGCGCCACUUGAAAUCUGUUGCUGUCUCAGUACAUUUGAGGCUGUGGGUGAUUACGUUCCCUAUACUUGAUCAAAAAAAGUAUGGUCUUCUUCCCUAGCAAACAUCACCAGGGGACCUCUGCACUUUGAAUUUUGCUUUGGCCUGGCUUUAUGAUACUGCCACAGGAUGCCUUGGUGGCUAGUGUCUUAGAUGGUUUAAGAUGGGGCUAGUCAAAUUCAGGGAGGAGGAAGCUGUCAGUGGAGGCUAUGAGGUACUUCUCUGCAUGUCCCCUUCCAAGAGAAGUUUGGACACUGGGAAGAAGAGAAUGGGCCUUUUCAAGGAGCGCCCUCUCCAAUAAAAUCCGCUUAGCACCUAUACAGUUGUCUUUUGGGGUCUAGGUGAAGGUGUUUUCAUUCUCCCAGUCAUCUGAGCAUCUAUAAAACAAUCAUGUUCUUGUUUUAUAGCAGACUAUUGUAGAUAGAACACUUUUAGUGUGCACUAUAAUUUUAAUGGAUAUGUUUGCUGUGCAUUGUGUUUUGGUAUUUUACUCUCUGUUGCUUUGAGACUUCCUUGGUCAUGUGUCAUGGCAAAUAAAGUAAAUAAAUAUCUAUGGAACCUCCAGCUUCACAUACACUAUGUGUCAGAAGGCCAGCUACCAGGGAGCCAAGAAUAGGAGCAGGCCUUUAUGCCCUGCUUGUGGGCAUCUGGCAAGCUACUGUGGGAAGGAGGGCACUGGACUUGAUGGGCAGCAUAGUCUUUUCUUCCCCCAACUUAUGUCCUUAAUACGUCUUUGCCCCUUGUGCCUAGGUGAAGAGGAAUGGCGGUGCCUGGGAUGUGGGGACAGCAUUGCAGCCGGCCAGCGACUCUACAGGACUGUUAAUGAGGCAUGGCACAUUUCCUGUUUCCGGUAGGUGAAAUUAACCCUGGAUCCUUGCCUUUCUUGGGAGCCUGACCCUACUUUCUCAGCGUGGGUGGGCUUGAUUCCAUGAAAGAUUAUGCCAUGAUAAAGGUGUUUGGGUUGUAUCCAGCUAAGCCAUGCUUGAACUUCAAUUUGUCAAAAAGUCCAUUGACUUUAGGACAUAGGCCACAGUCACACCAUACAUUUAAAGCACUAUGAUACCACUUUAAACAACAAUGGCUUCCCCCAAAGAAUCCUGGCAACUGUUGUUAAGAGUGCUGAGAGUUGUUAGGAGACCCCUGUCCGUCCGUCCGUCCCCCACUGAGCUACAAUUAAAUCCUAGAGUGGUUUCUCUCUUCCCAGGAAACUCUGGGAAUUGUAGUUCUGGGAGGGGAAUGGGAGUCUCUUAACAACUCUCAGCACCCUGAACAAACUAUAGCUCCCAGAAUUCUUUGGGAGAAGUCAUGAUUUUUUAAAGUGGUAACACGGUGCUUUAAAAGUAUGGUGUGAAUGAGUCCAGAGUCUGACUACAUUCCCUUCAUCCUUAAGGGGCUGCUAGACACUUUGUUCUUUUUGCUGCAACCUCUCUGGAAACUGUUACAGAAGUUUAGAAGCAGUAGAUGACAGGAGAGUUUGGGUGGCCCGUCCUCUCUGUUUUCCCCUCUAGGAGAAAACAUUUCUCUUUUUGAGUUUCCUUUAAGACCUGAUCUGUGGAUUUAUGCAUAUUUAUUCUGCUUCCCCUGUCCCAUCUGCUUGCUUUUUUUUUUAAGUGUUUACUGUGAUUUAAUUAUGUUAUUAAUUGAGUUUGUGCUUUUAUCUUCUUUUUUCCUUUUUUGUAUUUUUGCAUCAUUGUAAGCCACUUUGAUUUAAUAGAAAAGUGUGGUCAAAAUAUUAAAAUAUUAAAAAUGAAACUAAAUGCAGCUUGCUGACCACUCAGGUGCGGACAGUGGUGCUGACCAAACUGUUCCUUGCUGUUCUGGCAAAACCAGCAAUAAUUUGGUAGCUUGUUCUCCACCUUCUGCUCACCCUGGUGAAUGCUGCUGUCACCCUCUGGGGAGCCCCACCUUCCUUUUCAGCUUGGAGCUGGGAAGAGGGUGGUGACAACAGUUUUAUUGAGCUUUGGAAGUUGCAAUGCUUCCCUGUUCUGCUCCAAGCUGGAAAGGACGAUGGACCUUCUGAACACCAGAAAUGUAAAUUAUUGGAGAAAUUGAAACGCUGCACGUCUCUGAGAAGGUGAAAAAGCAAACUGUUGAAUUCUCCUGAAAUGCAUUUGUGGUGCUACUGCUCUUACGACUUUCCAGCUACAGUGAGCAAAAAUGGCUAAUGUUGAAAGGAACUAUAUCUGUGUUUGUUUAUGAGUCAGGCACUGGUAUGCGCUUUCCCUCCCCCAUCUGCUUUUGCCUUUUGCACCUCUAAGGUUUCCUAUUGUGAGGGUGAUGUUAAAGUUCCCUUGUGUAACUGUAAAUUGGAAGGCUGAAAGCAGCCACAGCCCCUUCUCCAGUUGGUGGGUGUGUAGUCAUCUUCACAUGGGAGCCUGUGAGAGCAGAGAUGCUGGCUGGCUGGCUGGCUGAUGAGCAGCCCAGAUUGUGCUAUGGGCUAGAUAAAUGAUGGACUUGUGCCCUGUGCAUCAUGCCACCCACAUUCUGGGGUACUCUAGUCAGCAGAAGCAACAACUGGUGGAGUCUCUGUCCCUCCUGGGUUGACUACCAAGACCUGCAGCUGUUGAAUGGUCAAUCUUUGUGCUGGUUUAAGUGUGUUACCAUUUUUUACCGUUAUAUGUAUGUAUACAUUCAAGAUUAAAGUGGUUUACUACAGUCGUCCAUAUACCGUAUUUUUUGCUCUGUAAGACGCACCAGACUAUAAGACGCACCUAGUAUUUGGAGGAGGAAAACAAGGAAAAAAAUAUUCUGAAUCCCAGAAGCCAGAACAUCAAGAGGGAUUGCUGCGCAGCGAUCCCUCUUGCUGUUCUGGCUUCUGGGAUAGCUGCGUGAAGCCUCUUCAGGGCAGCGGGAUGAAGGCUCCCCCUGCCCUGAAGAGGUUUCGUGCGGCUAAGCCAGAAGCUAGAACAGCAAGAGGGAGCGCUGUGCAGCGAUCCCUCUUGAUGCUCUGGCUUCUGGGAUAGCCGCGCAGCAUGCAUUCGCUCCGUAAGACGCAGACACAUUUCCCCUUACUUUUUAGGAGGGAAAAGGUGCGUCUUAUAUAGCGAAAAAUACGGUAAGUGCCAAGUAAUAAAUUUAAAUCAGACACCCGCUAGAUACUAAAGAUAGAUCUUUUCUUAAUUACCUACAUAAGCCUGGCAACACUGAAAAUUUUCCAGCAGAGAUGUAAAGAUUAUGAAGGAGAAGGUGCCUGCUUAAUUUCUAUUGACAGAGCUGGGUCUCUGACACUAAAGGCUUGGUUUCUUCUUGCUGUUAAAUGAGCCUUGCUAGCUUGGGACAUGACCAGCAAUGCUCCGGUAGAUGAUCUCAGUGAUCAAGCUGGCAUAUAAGGGUACGUGAUCCCUAACAUUUAGGGAUUUGUACGUUUACAAUAGAUUAAUUUUAUUUGCAACUGGUGGUGUGAUGGAUGCUAGUGUCUCCAAACCAUUGGAGCUAAGCUGGCUGGCUUGACUUCCUCCUCCUUGGGCCAGUGGUUGAAAUGAUAUUUUCUGCAGUAAUAUUUAUUUUACAAAGCACCUAGCUGCAGUAUAAUGAUUGUGAAUGCAGAGCAUAGUCCCUGUGGCUAGUAGCCAUUGAUAGUCUUAUCCUCCAUGAAUUUGUCCAAUCCUCUUUUAAAGACAUCACUCCCUCCUACAAGAGCAGUUUUCAUAGUUUUAACCAUGCUUUGCGUGCAGAAGUUCUUUCUUUUAUCUGUCCUGAAUCUUACAACUUCAUUGAAUCCCCACAACUUCCAGUGUUGCGAGAGAGGGAGAAAAAAAUGGCAGUCCUCCUUUCCAACUGUCUGGACUGCUUUGUCCUUUAUGUGUAGCCGAACGAGCCCUUGAAAGGGCUUUGCAGGGGCUGUAGCCGCUGCAGGGGACACUCCUCAUGUCCUUUGAGUGGAAAUGACUCAGUUCCGCCCGUCCUUGACUUCCUUACGGUUGCAUAGAGUUCUAACGCACUCUGCAAAAGAAGACGACCUGGUUGUGUCGGGAAAAGAAAAAUCCCUGCCAAGUACUCGAGCCCAGGGAUCCAUGUGCCCUGCAGUUAGACAACAUCCCGCUGCCAGCUGCAAUCUCUGCUUUCCUUUUUGUUCUCUGAAACGGACUCAGGACACUUCAAACAGUUUGCGUUCAACAGUUACAACAGAGAAAAUGUUCCCCAUCCCGGAAAGCAAAAGCACAACCCUUUUCCUUGCUUGGAGGAGAGUGGCGAAUGGGUGGUUGUUUGUUUUAGCACACGGAUUCCCCCUUUCCCUCCCUCCCUCCCUCUCUAUCCUUCUUGCUUGCUUUGAACAUUCCCGUGCCAAACUUUUAAGAGGCUGCUGCUGGCGGUGGAAAGCCUUUGGCAGCUCGGAGCUGCAAGUUCCGGCAACUCAAGUGGAGGCUGUUGACAGGCUUCCUGGAGGGAUUAGCUGACUUCUUGGCCUGGCGCGGAAUCACACUCAUGUGUUAGCUGCCCCUUCUGCCAGGCUCCUUAGCUCUGUUCCAGAGGGCUGCCCUGCACAUUGUUUGUGCCACUUGGGGCCAGACCUCUGUGGUGUGUGAAUCUGCCUACAGCAGCCUUCUCCAUCCUGACAGCUUCCAGAUGUUCAGGACUCCCAAGACCCAUUGGCCCCAGCAUCAUACAGCCAUGCUACCUGGGGGUGAUCAGAACUGUAGUCCAAAACAUCUGGAGGAGGGCACCAGGUUGGGGAAGGCUGGUCUAAGGCUAAAGACAAUUCUAUGAUUCUAUGAAUUUGGACCAUGGUUUGUUGUCAGCAGACAGACCAUAGUUAACCUGCCAGGCAGGGUUCACACUCAAUGCUAUAAGCCGUGGUUUACUUAACUGCGGCGUAACACUUUGUGCGGUAUCUGCACAGAGCCUUGGAAUGUAAGGCAGCAGAAGAAACUUUGCCUCUCCCCUCGUUCCCUCUUUGACUGAUUCUGGCUGCUACAGGAAGCUCUACCUGAUGUGCCCCCGGGGAGAGAUUGGAACUCCUGCAAGCUAAUAAUCUGUUGGGUGUGCCUCCUAGGAGCGGUUGCCAAGUGGCAGCGCCCCUGUGUCCCCAUGAGCUGUGCUAACAAGCGAGCGCUCACGAGCCGCUUGCAGGUGGAGGAGCAGGAGAAGGUCUGUUUUGCUGAGCUGCUGAGAGCCAAACUCAGUGUGAUUAGGCUGCAACUGAACUUCUGUGGUGUGAGAUAGGUUGGGGGUGCAUAAGGAGAAGUUGUAACCCUGCCUGCUCUUAGUAGGAUGCCAUGCCCAGAACUAGUUCCUGAUGGAAGGAAAAAUAACUUUAGACUGAAAAAGCAGAUUUGGUGAGGGGUCCACUCACCCUAUUCUGCACUCUCUGUUUGGCAGCUGUCCCAAAUCUCCUUGAUUUGAGGUUUUUACGUGGAGGUUGAAUGGCCAUCUGUCUGGGGUUCUUUAGCUGCAAAUCCUGCAUUGUAGGGUGUUGGACUAGAUUGUCCUUGGGCAGGCUUCCUCAAACUCAGCCCUCCAGAUGUUUUGAGACUACAAUUCCCAUCAUCCCUGACCACUGGUACUGCUAGCUAGGAAUCAUGGGAGUUGUAGGCCAAAAACAUCUGGAGGGCUGAGUUUGAGGAAGCCUGCCCUUGGGGGUGCCUUCAAACUCCACAAUGCGAUGGUUCUAUCUGGCACCCUCAGGAUAUUUCUGACUCCCAAUGCCCACCCACCUUGGCAAUCACAGGUCAGGUUAGGUCUGAUGGGAGCUGUAGUCCAACACAUCUGGAGGGCACCAGUUUGGGUAAGGCUGAAGCUGGGAUACAGCAAACUGGGUCGCUCUGCCUUACAAUCUUUUCUCUGCCUUUGUCUUCUGGGGCAGGUGGGCCCUGUCGGCUUGACACUCUUUCAAGAUAAGCCCCGGGUGUCCCACGUGAGAUGCUUCCUGCCUGUGUUGGGAUGUGAUUUUUUUUUUUUUUAAUAAUGGGGUAAUUGCUCAUAAUCGCUCACUUCAAAAGCUGAACUUCCUGGUGCGUGCAUUCUUCUCUUUAACAAUGCAAGCGGGUGCAGAGCUCCUGGCUGCCGCCAGCUUGGCCUCUGGGGUGAUCUUAUUUACGGUUUUAACCUGUGGUGCUCUGGAGGGCUUGGCUCUUGUUGCACUUCCCUGAUAGUCUGCUGUCGGUUUCCUGGCCAGCUCUGCCCCUGCCAUGAGUGUGUGUGAAGACCUGGUAUUAUUAUUAUUAUUAUUAUUAUUAUUAUUAUUAUUAUUAUUUGGGGGCGGCAUUGUUGCCAGCCACGUCUGCCGCUUUGGGUAGGACUGGUAGAGCUAGCUUGUGGGGCACCAGUCCACUGGUUUAUUCUGCUGUUCCCUUCACAGUUCUCGCCACAACAGUCAAAUCUAUCAUCUUUGCCAUGAAUAUAGCAGUGGUGUGUGUGUCUGGCAGCAGUGGGGUGAAUGCUGACUUCAAAAAUGUCUCCCACCUGGAAAAAAUCUCUGCUUCUGCCUCCCUUUCCUGUCAAAUAGCCCCUGCCUCAGUUUAAUGGGUCACGCAUCCAUGCUCCAUAGGAAUUUAAUUAUUCCUAUGCUCUUUCGCUGAUCAUUGUUUCUGUUUCUUUUAAAAGGAUUUGUCUUUUUGCACAUACCCCUUCCCUAAAUAACCCUGGGAAUUGCAGUUUACCCCUCAAAGAGCUACAGAUCCCAGCACCCUUAAACUAUUUUUAUGUGAAUGUUUAUAUUGGUUUUUGAAUUAUCGUUAUAUAUUACGUAAACUGCUUGGAGAUUUCUUUCUUUUUUAUUAGUGAGUGCUAUUAAAUAUAUAUAAAUAAAUAAUGUUGAUAACCCCCCCCAUCCCCUCCAGACACACGCAAAAGAAUUUGUACGUACAGAAGCUUUUCUCUUGUGAGAGAAGGGUAGGGUUCAGUCUAGCCUGUUCCUUGGGCAACAGUUAAUGUGUCACCAAAGGAACUGCAAGGAAUGUGCCUGGGGUCUCUCUUCUCCUGAGGCAUCUGGAGGUGGUCUUUGCAUUUUUCAGCUCUUCGCAUCUCAAUGGCAAUAGCUUAGGGGCACAUUCCUGACUGCCCUUGGCUCCCCAUCCUUAGCUGCCUGGCUAGCUGUGCAUUCAAGUGCAGGAACUGCCUCAACUAGUAUAAUCACCAAACCUUGGGGCAGGAAUUGAGGGGGAAAGGCCUUGCUAGUGUUUCCAGCUUCUUAAACCAAAGGUGGAGGAUCUCUACUGUGCUGGAGUUCUGUGCUGUCAAAUAGUGUUGUCCCUCCCUGAAAUGAGCUGCAAUGAGUUUGCUGGAAGGGCCAUAGCUCAGUGGUAGACCAUGCAGAAAGUCCCAGAUUCAAUCCCCAAGAUAGAGAGAACUCUAUCUUGAAACCCUGGAGAGCCACUGCCGGUCAGAGCUAGAUGGACCAAGGUUCUGUCUCCAUGUAAGGCAACUUUCUAUGUUCACUAAGCUCACAGGGGUGCAGGCUGAAGCCAUGCUUAACCAAGAAAUCACAGCGACAAUGAACAGGUUACCCAGGAGAAGAAUCACUGUUUCCGUGUACAUUUUUCUUGCUUCUUUUAAUAUGUUUUGGCUGUGUAAACACCAUACAUUUAAAGCACACUUAAAACACAUUCCCCUCCCAGCAAAAAUAAAUAAAUCACGGGAGCUGUAGUUUAUUGCUAACACAGCUGCAAUUUGCAACACCCUUAACAAACUACAAUUCCCAGGAUUCUUGGGGAGGGGGGGUGCUUUUAAAGUAUGCACAACUCCCUUUAGGGCUUCAUCCCUGUGAGAGAAACACAACACAACAAAAGGGAGUUGUGCAGAUAAUGCAAAACAAAUGGGAAGCAAAUGUAUGCCAGCUUUGCACUCAUCCAGUCAUGAGAAAAGAGCCUGAGAGCAGAAAUGUAAGACCCCCUAUGCAAGACCCAAUGAUUUAAAAGUGAGUUUAUUUAACUGAUGAUAAUCUGAGCACCUUAUGAAGCAACGAUAAGUGUUUGGAGGCAAAGGGACCUUGAAAUGACACCUGUAGAAGCUUCUUAGCUUUACGUUGGUAAAGCUUAAUCUUUCUGGAAGUGGCUCAGAAAUGUUAGAAGAUCUAUAAGCAGUGUACUAAUCAAUGUCUAAACAACGAAGAGCUUGUGGCACCUAAAAAAAGGCAAAGUAGUACAUGUCGAAUCACACUAAAUUGAUUAUUUGUUCUUUAUUGGGCAAUGAAGUGUUAUCUUCCUUGCUUCCUGCUGUGUGUGCAAAUUUGUGUAUGGAAGCUGCUUUGCAGGUCUCUCUUCAAAAGCAGAUCAAGUUUUAUGACAAAUAUAUUUCCUGUUUAUAGAGAAUCUCAUGAAGCCAACGCUCCAAAUGGAAUCUCUUAGCAGGGCUUUUAGCUGUCUUCGUUUCUUAUAGUUUUCACGCUGGGCUCUUGCAAGUUGGCCUCUCAUGCAGAAGUGCUGUGUUAAUCACACAGCAGGACAUCAUAAAUUUAGAUUUGAGGAUUAUCUAUAUGGAUCUUUUUAGAUCAAGUGGGGGCAAAUUUCAGUUCAUGAAAUCAAACACUGGGGCAAAUACUCUGUGCUGUUCUUUCUUUGUCCUGCCUACUCCCCCCACCCCAAAAAAGUUGAGGAUGUGAAGCCAAUAAGGGACUUGCCAAUUAUUCCGUGGCAGUUUUUGUUCAUGGUAUGGAACUAAUAAUCCAAAAGGGGCUGGGAUAUGAGGAGGGCAUGGAAAAGAGGAGUGCAUUCCUAGACGCAAACUCACUGCAUUGUUUCUGUUUCCAGUGGAGCUCUGUGCAAAUGGUCAGGAGGAAAGACUCCCUCUUCCUGAAACAGAUGGACUGUGUCAGGAUUUAUGACCCUGGUGUCACUGACUCUGCACUUUACAGCCGGCUUAAAAGCCCAGCUAAGUGGAAGAUCCUGGCAAUUUACGGAGGUUAUUUUUACAUAAAUGUGGCUGGCUGUCAUGUGUGUGUGUACACACACAUGCCUUGCAAUUCAACUCCAUUUCUUAGGAAACUUUAGCCACAGGUGUCAACCCAGCACCUAAUGUGCUUCUGUUCUCUGCCGCCAAGCCUACCCUUAUCCUGAAAGGAAACCUCUUAAAAAAUCUGCAGCAUCUGGAUUUCAACUUCAUAGCCCUAAUGUGUCAACAGACUCUGCAGCAGCAGGCUUCGGGUGCCAGAGUGCAGCAGGCAGAAGCAACCCCAGCAGAAAGUUCUUCUGUGCAGGCUCCACUGAAAUGAAUGAAAACAAUGGCAAUGAUGAUUUCAGGGGGGGCUUGCGCAGGAGAAAUUCCUGGUACAUCAUAGCCCAUGUCACCUUGAGAUACUGCUUGGCUUUUCCAUCUUGGGCACCCAAAUGUUGCCUUGUCAAAUAUGAAAAGCAAUGGGGUUAAACUAGAACUCAUUGUCCUUUACAGUGUUACCUCGGGUUACAUACGCUUCAGGUUACAGACUCCGCUAACCCAGAAAUAUUACCUCAGGUUAAGAACUUUGCUUCAGGAUGAGUACAGAAAUUGUGCUCAGGCGGCGCAGCGGCAGCAGGAGGCCCCAUUAGCUAAAGUGGUGCUUCAGGUUAAGAAUAGUUUCAGGUUAAGUACAGACCUCCGGAACGAAUUAAGUACUUAACCCGAGGUACCACUGUAUAUUCAACAAGGCAACAUUUUCUGGGGAAUAACAUAAUGUAAUGCACAACGGGUCAGAACACUGGGGAACAUACAUAAUCCUUUGUAAAUCACUUAAAUAAUUUUAAAUCAAGGAAGCAGUAUACAGAUUUAGUUUUUAUAAAACGCACAUUUAGAUUUUUCUGCCUUGCCCUGUCCCAAGGACUUGAGGGAUGUUGCAAUGUAUCUCUUUUAUCCUUGCAUCCUGUCUGAGGCUGGUUGCAAGACUGAGAGCUGUCAGCUUGCCCAAGGCCAUUCUGUGGGCUUCAUGGCAUUUGAGCCUGGGGCUCCCUUGUUGAAGCACCAUCAGAACAGAACUGUUCACAGGCAUGGGUGGUGACAUAACUGCAUUCACAACUAGAUAUGCCUUCCCAGUUGCCUUUCCUUUUUGGCUAACAAAGAAGAAUGCUUGAACUUGAAGGUUUGUACAAUUUUAAAAAAAGAAAAAACCUGGCAUAGCACUAGCCUUGGUUAGUUCUCUCCCUCCGUUCCCUGGAUUUUAGGACAAAGAGGCACCCAUGCUGCACAGGAAACUUUGCGACACGAGGCAGCUCUGAGAAGCAUACCUGAUUGAUCUUUCUCUCCCUCCCAGCGCUAAAAUCUGUGUAAGGGGAUUGAGCGAUGGUUUGUUAGGGAACGACAGGAGGACAUUCAAGUCCCAAUUGUGGGCUUCCCAGAAGUCACUGGCGGGCGAAUGUGGGAAGCAAGGUCCUUGAGAGCCAGUGUGGUUAGAGUGUUGGACUAGGAGGACCUGGGAGAUCGGGGUUCAAACUUCCAUGCAGUCAUGUGAAGCUCACUGUGUGACCCUGGGCCAGUCACUAAUGCAAAUCCUAGCCUAUCUCACAGCGUAGAAUCAUAGAGCUGUAGAGUUGGAAGGGAUCAUGAUGGUCAUCUAGUCCAACCCCCUGCAGUGCAGGAAACCUUUGCCCUACAUGCAGCUUGAACCCACAACCCUGUGGGACCCCCAAGCAUAAAUGUCAAAAAGUUCAGCAGAAACCCUCCAUUGUUAUCACCUGGGAUUGGACGUUCAGAUAAGGAGGGGAAAUAUACAGAACCUGUUUCCCUACUCCUCCAACCCCAUGAUUCAUAACCUUUUCCAGAAGAUAGCUAUGGUGGAUAGUAUCAGAGAGGUCAAGGAGCGUUAAUGCCUCCGGUCUUCCAGCAAAGGGCAACCGAGGCAGCUCCUGCGCCCAAACCAAGCCUAAACCUCCACUUAAAAUGGAUCCAGGAAAUCAUAAAGUGUCGGCAACCACUCACGUGAUGUCCUGGCCUGGGAAGGAAAUGUUAUCUGCUAAGUGAUAACUGUUCACCUCUUCUAUGUCUGAGGCAGGUCUCCUUAGGAGCAGGCAUGUCACAGCUGGGACCCCACCCCCCACCACACUCUUUCCCAGAUAGGCAUUUAGCAUCUCUGAAGCUCAACUGGCUCCUGCUACAUGCAAUAAGUCAAAUGGGACAAGGCUGGCUCUUGUUGGUCAGUACCCUUCCACCUCCUCAAGCCAUAAGAAGUGAAAUUCAUCGCAUCAAAGUUGAGGCAGGUGGUGUCCGGACACCUCCUUUGGCUGCUCUGCAUUAGCCAUGGUAUUCAGUGGUGAAAGUGAUUGGACACAUCCACACCAACCAUUCAGUGCGCAUGUGAGGCAUGUGGGUCCGCCCCACCAAGAAUCCUGGGAGCUUCCAUUUGCCCCCACCCUUAACAAACUACAACUCCCAGGAUUCUUGUGGGGAAACCAUGUGCUUUAAAUAUAUGGUGUAGAUGUGUCUUGCAAGCCUCUGGCAAACCUUUUGGAGCAUGCUGCUAGGGUUAUGUCCUGUUUCCUUGGCUGGGAAAGGUGAAGAUGGUGUUGAGGAGCCACCAUCGCCACCACGGAGUCAACUUGACAGUGAGCUUUGAUUACUGGCUCGAUCCUGCAACUUUGGACUGCUGUGGUGCGUUGGUUUGUGGUUUUUUUGCGGAGGAGGGAGGUUUGUGCCUUGCAGGCCCCUGGAUUCCACCUUUUGUAAAUGAGUUGUUGCUAUCCCCUGCUAAUCAUGUUAACUAUCCACCUCACUCCUGAAAAGAGGAGCUCCUCCUCCUGUUCCCUCCACCCUCUACCCUUGGGCUAGAACUGGAGGAGGAGGAGGAGGAGGAGGAGGAGGAGGAAGCAUGACAACAACUGCUCUAGCCUUGGGCGGGCACAAGGCUAAUGACACUGCUCUCCCUUGAGGGGCUCCCAGUUGAAACAGCCUCCUCCUAAGGCUGCUGCUCCCCUUGCGACCAUGAGAGCCAGGGGAAUCCCAGCGGAGAGCAACCCGCCCAAGACCUGGCACUCCCCUGCGCUAGCAGCAGCAGCAGCGAGGCACCCGAAUCGGCAGGAGGCAAAGUGAACCCUUUUCCAUGGCUGUCUUAGCUGCACGGUAGAAGCCGUCAAACAGGUUUGCGUCUGAGCUGGUGUAGCCAGCACUCCGGAGAUGGGAAGCUACUUGUCUGCUCCACCUUCCUUCCUUCCAAAGGAGCCCUUUCGGUAAGCCAUGCUCAGUAUGUGGGCGGUGGGGGGCAGCUUCCUCUCCACCACCCCUCGCCCCACUCCUAGGCUGUUAGGUGUGUUUCUACCCAGGAAUCUACCUGCCUGGUAGAAAUCUUUCAGGUAGGAGGGCACAGUCUGUAUGCUUUCUUACCUGCUUAAGGUGGGGUGAGACGUGAUAGGUUGCUAGCAGCGUUUGCAGGUUCAUUUGGGUGUGUGUGUUGUGUUUCAACCUACAGCACCUGAAGCCUCACAUCUUGUUUGCUGGUGUGGUGUGUUAAAUGAUGGCAGGAGUUGUCUAACAGAGACCUUGUGGCCAUAAAGUUCGCUGGGUGACUUGGGGCCAGUUUAACUCGGAGACCGUAGGAGGGAUUCAAGCUGGUGCCGUACCUAUCAGAUUUCAGAUGCAUGGAUGAGCUGAGUACUGUAUAGCUUUUGAGCCGGGUUUCCAUAAACCUCUUUCGUUUCCAAAGCAGCCCCCUCGCCUCCUGGAUUAUUGCUUGUUUUAAGCCUGUCUUUCAAGUGAGCACCAGGCGCCAAGCCCUUAACUCCCACCUUGAGGGGUUUGUUCCCCGCCAGGAAGCGAGUGAAACUUGUGGCUAGUGGUGAGGUGGGUAAAUUGUGUUGGAAUCUCAUAAAAAAAAUUGGGUGCCACAAGGCAGACAUGCAAAUGGUUAGGAAGAACUUGGGGAAUCUGCUUUUAGGACUUGAUCCCUCCCUAUGGUGUGUGUUACUUUAUUUGUUUCAUUUUAUUCACCUAACAAUCUAAAUGCCACCUGAUUUGUAAACAGAACCCCUAAGCAGUUUGCAAAAAAGCAAACAAAUAAAACAAACAUUAAAAUGGUCAAUGGAAGGCAAAGUUAAAAAUAGGUAUUUUAAGUUUUUCAAAAUAUAAUUAAAGCCAACAGUCAAGGAACCGACAGACAGUUUAAAACACAUGCCAACAUGUCUGGAUGGGUUUGCCUGAAUGAAAACGUUUUAAGCAGGCACCUAAAGGAAUGCACCCGCCUGAUGUCAGUAGACAGUGAGUUCUAAUGGAUCGAUUUCUUACAAACCUGGAACAAAUACUAUGGAGCACCUGCAGCAGUGCCAGUUCUGCAGUUUGGAGCAGUCAGAAGGGUUUCUCACACGUGCCCUUACACAGUUAGCAUAAAUGUUAUCCAGUGUCUGUUAGAAUAUGCCUCCCAUUCCCCUUGUGUGCCUGCUCCUCUCCUCCCCCCACUUUAAUUGCAGCUGCUUCAGGAAUGUGCUUCUGACACAGGACAGACUCAGAAGCAUUUAUUUCAUCACAUGCAAAAGGCCCCCUGUUCAGUCUGUAUGUAGAAGUGAGAAAGAUUCCUGCCUGAAAUCCUGGAGAGCUGCUGCCAGUCAGUGUGGACAGUACUGAGCUAGAUGGUUCAAUGGUCUGACUUGGGAUAAGGCAACUUCCUAUGACUUUGUAAUCUGCAAGAGAGCAAGUACUUAGAUUUUUAUUUUUUUUAAACCAAUAUUAGCCAUGAGCUUCUCGAGUGAGGGUGUGGACUUAGGCAAGCUAUCAUUUCUGAGCCACUCCUCAUUCCCAUCUGAAAUAGGGUCUGCCUUAACAUGGUGACUGUAAUGAUUGUGGAAAUACUCACACGGUGUGCUUUGAACACUUAGGAACAGCACUGUAAUCCUGCUCUGUCAGUUGAGCAUGAGACUCUUACAGGGUUGUGGGUUCGAGCCUUACAUUGGGCAAAGGAUUCCUGCAUUGCAGGGGGUUGGACUAGAUGACCCUUGGGAUCCCUUCCAGCUCUGUGAUUCUAUGGAGAGCAUAGCUGUGUGUGAAGCUAAAGCACCUGUUAUUUCUUAGCCCUAAUUUCACUCACAUUCUGAAGCAGCCUUGGGAAUGUGCACUGGGCUUCUGCAAGCCUGGGCGGACUUCUGUGAAUUUGCCCUGCCUGGAGUUGUUUACCGUGACGUCGCAAGGGGCGGGUUUUCUUAACGUGCCUCAGCCCCUCACCUUUCCCCCAGAAUUGUGUUGCAGCAGCAGCAGCAGCAGCCCCCUUUCAACUUUCCUCAGCUUCCUAGAAUUUGUAAUGUGCAACCUCUGUAAAUAAAGCAGCACAGAAGGAUAACCAGCUUUGGCAAAGCAGAUUGCAAUGCCUAGAAUUUCGCUCAGUGGACAAGAGCUGCUCUGGAACUCCUCCUUUGGUUUCCAGUGUCCUGAGCAACCUUCCCCAACCUGGUGCCCUCCAGGUGUUUCGGGCUACAGUUCCCAUCAGCUUAAGCCAGUACAACCGUAUUAUGGUGGGGCUGAUGGGAGUUGUAGUCUGAACCAUCUGAAUGGCACUGAGGAUGGGCAAAGGCUGAGCAGCCAGACCUGGACUACAACCCCCAGGGUGCUCUGCAGCCAAGAGGAUUCCUAAUACUGUGACAACCAGGGGUACCAGCAUCAGUGUGGAGGAGAACUUGAAGCACCUUCAGGAGGCUGCUCGGCACCUGGUGCUAGAGCAAGCACCAGCAGCCAUAGUGGCCCUGUUGGAGCCCACAAGUGGUAGGGAGAGCCCUGAAUGACAGGGCUAGCCAAAACUCUCUCUCCAGAUAGAAAUUCAAUGCACAUACUGAAAAAAGCACCUGUUCAGCCUUGCUAACUGGGGUUGGUGGAAGUAGUUGUCCCACAUGACCUUGCUGACUGGGGCUAGUGGCGGGAGUUGUGCAAAACAUCUGGAGGGCACCAGGUUGGGGAUGGCUGACCCAGACCUCUAGGACCAGCUAGUCAGCUGCUUUCCCCACUUUUAAGGAAAGGGAGGAGGGUGGGGUGGAGGGAUGAGCAGAGUUUAUGGUUGCCCGGUCAUUGCAGGAAGCGUGUUCCUACUUGGAAUGUGACUAAUGGCAUGUGCGUCACCCCAAACAAGACCUUGCCCAGAGGUCCAGCAUCUGAACCUGGAGCUAAAUCUUGGAAUUUCUGCCGGGGUUCGCUGCAUGCUGACGAGCAAGUAUUUUGGACAAACCAUCCAGCCCAGUGGGAAUCUUAACUACUUGCUUUCUCUUUCCCCAAGUCUUUCUGUUGUUUUAUCUGGUGCAGUGCCAAGAGUAGAGCACCUUGCCUCUCUCAGAGUGACAGGCACUAAGGCUAUCCUCAGCUAUUUAACAAUUCCAAAUCCUUUUUGCCGCUGUACAGAUAGGCACCUCCUUGCUCAUUGGUCCCACUUGCCAGGUCAAUCUUAUCAACUAAAGUUACAGCCUAGAAGCUGAAGGAGAGGCAAGAUUUGAUGCUUCCAGGCACGCAGCUGCAUGCUGAGGAGGCGGCGUUUCUGUAGUAGGGUUAGCUCGCUUAUCUGGGUAAAAGUUGGGCAGGGCCCACUGGCUUAUGUAUAAAAACACCUUAGUAAUUACCGGUAGCUAAGCACUCCCUUCCUUAUUCAGCCUAGGGGAGGCUGCUUUAAGACCGUAAGCAGUGGCCAGGGAGAAUCAGGCCAAAGGAAGCCCAUAUAGUCCAGCAUCUUCUUCUCAAAGGGACCAAACACCCCAAAGAACCUAGGAAUCUAGAUAGACUGCCUCUGGGCCUGGAGGUUCCAUAAGAAGAGUGUUGGAUCAGGCCAAAGGGUGCCCCUCUGUCUGCACAGCAGCCACCCAGAUGCCACAGUGGGAAGCCUUCAAGCAGGACCUGAGGGCGGCAGCAAGCUCCUCUCCUGUAGCUUCCAGCAACUAGUAUUCAGAGACAUACUGCCUCCAGCAGUGAACAUCGCAUAUAACCAUUGUGGCUGCUGGCUAUAGGCAUCCUUUCUCCAUGAAAUUUGUCUAGCCCUCUUUUAAAGCCAUCUCAGUGGGUGUCCAUUUCUACGUCUUGCUGGGAGUAAAUUCCAGAGGUGUGAAAAACUGCUUUCUUUUCGUAUAUGCUAAGCAGUGUUCAACAGCCCAGUCAUCAUUUGGGAUCCCCUCUCCUUGUACCACCAGAAAAUGAAACACAGUUUGAAGCAAUUGUCCUGAAACAGAUGGGCAAAGGAAGCUUGCUCUCUCCUGUGAGAAGGACUUGGAGGGUUUUCAAGAGAGUAGUUCAGACUGCGCACCUGGGAGGUGGUGAUAUGCAGAGCCUGGUGAUGUUGUGUCCAUUGUUGGAGAGAGACAUGCACCUGCCUUAGAAAUAGCAUUACAAAUCACUGGGCAGAUAGUUAUACUCUGACCUGCCUCCUGGCCCUGUGGGCUAGGGACAUUGGUUCUAUGUGCAUGGUCACCUCGCCUUGGUGCUAUGUUCGUAAUGGUGCAAGGAUCAUGAGUUUUGCAGUGGGAGGGUCAGAGGCCAUCUUCUUGUCUUGGAGAGUGACCACCACCUCAGCAUUCAGGCUUCCUUCUCCACGCUGCUUUCUUGCGGGCCUCAGAGUUGUGUCUUCUAUUCAUCCACCCAUCCGCAGAUCACUUUUGGGACAGCCUUUGUACAACCUGGUACCCUCCAGCCACUCUGGACUACAACAUCCUCCAGCCCCAGUGUUCCACAGGUCUGAGCCACUCUUCCCAUCUGCCCCAGCAUCAUAUGGGCAUGCUGGCAUUGGGCUCAUGGGAGUCGUAGUCCAAAACAGCCAGAGCUCCCCAGGUUGGGUCUGGGGAGUUUGUCUGGAGACUUAAAUCCAGGUUCUUCUGGCUUCCUUCCAGGCUUUUUAUUUCUGUGCUGAGUAGUGUAUUAGUGUAUAGAGAAAAGGGAAGUCUUACCAAAAAAUGGAAAGUUGGUAGAGUUAUUGCAAAGUUUAGCUAUUAUGUUAGGUUUAAAAACAGAUAUAUGUGUCAUUGCAGUGGCCACCCUUAUUCUUAUUGGUAUUAUCAUUAGUUGGUAUUAAGUGCUGGCCCUGAUCAGAGUAGACCCACUGAAGUUAAUGGACAGGCUCAUUAAUUUCAGUGGGUCUGCUCUGGGCAAGCUGAAUGGCUCUUAGUAUUAUUUACUGCGUUUAUUCAUUGCUUACUACCUAGAGCAGUGGUCUCCAAACUUUUUUCAAAGGGGGCCACAUUUGAUGAAGUGAAGGGCUGUGGUUGCCGACCAAAGUUGUUGACCUUUUAAGAUUGAAGUUGUUGAGCUUUUUUAAGAGUUGGAGUUGUUGAGCUUCUUUUAUGAUUAAAAUUGUGGAGGUUUUUUUAGGAUUUUACCCCAGGAAAUAAACUGCCACAGGGGCCGUAUUAGGCACCCCAAACGCAUUAUGGACAUGCCUGACAUAGAGCACCCCAAAGGGACUUCCCUUUACUCCAUAGCCUGGCGGGUUGCAGGUGGGCAGAUGUAGGUCUUACCUCCCAUCCUUUGUUUUGCCUCCUAGUUGCUCCGAGUGCCAGGACCUCCUCACAAACUGGUACUACGAAAAGGAUGGAAAACUCUACUGCCAUAAGGACUACUGGAGGAAAUUUGGCGAGUCUUGCCACGGCUGCUCUCUGCUGAUGACUGGGCCAGUCAUGGUAAGGAUUUGGCAUUGUUUCUGCUUCCCAUUCUGAGUAUUGCCAGAAUUUUAUGUUGUGAACAACCCUGAGACCUGGGGGUAUAGGGCGCUAUACAAAUGAUGAUGAUGAUGAUGAUGAUGCAGGAUGGGGAAAACUCAGCAUCUGAAGCCACUGCAAAUCUCCACUAGUUACUCUGUGUUGGUUUCCUGCUGCUUCAGAGGGUAGGACCCCAAACCAGUGGAUUCAAAUUACAAGAAAGGAGAUUCCAACUAAACAUUAGGAAGAACUUGCUGACUGGAAGAGCUGUUCCACAGCAGAACGGACUAGCUUGGAAGGCGGUGGGCUUUCCUUCAUUAGAGGUUUUCUGUUGGAUAACCAUCUGCCAGGGAUUCCUUAACUGUGAUUCCUAUAGUGCAGCGGGUUGGACUAGAUGACCUUUGGAGGCCCUUCCAACUCUGUAAUACAGUGACUGAGCAAGGUUAGGAUUCAAAGCCCUAAUGAUGACAUCAGGCUAUAUCCCCCCCCCCCCCAAAGUGUGUCUUCUGGGAAGGGCCUGGUAGGAAGGAGGAGCAGCUUUGUUGUGAAAUGUUUUGGGACGGAGCACAAGACGAAAGUGUUUCCUGUUGGGCCUCCAGGCUGUGCAUGCCGUAAGGCACUUCGCCUUUGUUCUUGGGACUCAGGCUCCCGUCUUUGUAAUAUGAUAUUGAACCUCUCAACAGGUUUGGCAAAUGGAAGAUUUUUUCAGUGGGAGGUGCAUCCUUUUGCAAAAAACCGAAAGGACCGUGCUUUUUGCUUCCAAACAGUUCUGUUAUUGCUAUUGCAUUUAUAUCCCACUCUUCAUACAAGGAACACAAUUGUGGUGAUGUACAUGGUACUUCCGGGGGGAAGCUGUGGCUCAGUGGUAGAGACCCUGCUUUGCAUGCAGAAGGUCCCAGGUUCAGCCCCCAGCAGCAUCUCUAGGUACAGCUGGGAAUGUCCCUUAUCUGAAACCCUGGAAAGAUGCUGCCUGUCAGUGUAGACAAUACUAAGCUAGAUGGGCCAAGAAUCUGAAUCAGUCUAAAACAACUUCCUAUGUCGUGUGAUAUGGUCAGUUUAUUUAUUUACACUUACAUCCCAUCUGCCAUGGAUGCUUUAGCUGAGAUUUCUGCAUUGCAGGGGGUUGGACUAGAUGACCCUCGGAGUCCCUCCCAAGUCUACGAUUCUAUGUUUCUAUGUUCCCACAAAGUGAUGUACAUGGUUUUUCCGCUCCUCAUUUCAUCUACCCAACAACCCUGUGAGGGUAAGCUAGACUUGAGAAAUAGUGACUGGCCCAAGGUCACCCAGUGAGCUUCAUGGUUGAGUGGCGAUUUGAACCCUGGUCUCCCAGGUACCAGUCUGACCCUCUAACCACCACUGCAGUAUGCUGGUUCUGCAUCAUCCAUUGCUGGCAGAAAGGACACACUUCCUUUCAUUCACACUCACCUGUGUGUGUGUGAACAUAUCUGUGCACAGGAUUGGGCCAGAGUUGUAGAACAUUGUCUCUGGGCUGAAUGAUGCAGGGGCUGGUGGGAACUGUAGUCCAAAAUGGCAGGAAGGCACCAGGUUGAGUGAGUCUGCACUGAAGUGUGGGACUGAGAGCCAGCGUGGUGUAGUGGUUAAAGCAUCAGUCUGAUUUCAUCUUGAGCUCCAUGGAGAAAAAGGUGGGAUAUAAAUGCAGUACAUUAAUAUAAAUAUAUAAAAUUAUUCAGAACAAAGUGAAGGUAUCUUUCUUCUGACUGCAGGCGAAACUCUCCAUGUCUUGAUUUAAAGCUUAUUAGGGCUGCUAGACUAGACAGAACUUAGCUCUGAAUCUGAGAUGCUGUAGAAAGUUAAGAAACAGGUCCCCAAAUGCAUGUUAGGGCUGAAGGUGGAGUCCCGAGUUUUGAAAGGUUGAAGACAACUGCUGUAGGGGAAACUCUGCAGGCUAACAGCUCAUUUCCCCUAGCAAGAGGCUGUGUUCAUAUUAAAAAAUGCUUUUUGAGACCCCUAGUGGAUUCUAGGGGAAGCGCAGCCCCAAAUACCUGUACAGUACUGUAUUCAUAGGACGCAGGUGGCGCUGUGGGUUAAACCACAGAGCCUAGGAUUUGCUGAUCAGAAGGUCGGCGGUUCAAAUCCCCGCGACGGGGUGAGCUCCUGUUGUUCAGUCCCAGCUCCUGCCAACCUAGCAGUUCGAAAGCACAUCAAAGUGCAAGUAGAUAAAUAGGGACCGCUCCGGCGGGAAGGUAAAUGGCGUUUCCGUGUGCUGCUCUGGUUUGCCAGAAGCGGCUUAGUCAUGCUGGCCACAUGACUCGGAAGCUGUACGCCGGCUCCCUCGGCCAAUAAAGCGAGAUGAGCGCCGCAACCCCAGAGUCGGCCACAACUGGAUCUAAUGGUCAGGGGUUCCUUUACCUUUACUGUAUUCAUAUACAGUGGUAUCUCAGGUUACAUACGCCUCAGGUUACAUACGCUUCAGGUUACAGACUCCGCUAACCCAGAAAUAGUGCUUCAGGUUGAGAACUUUGCUUCAGGAUGAGAACAGAAAUCGUGCUCCAGCAGCGCGGCAGCAGCAGGAGGCCCCAUUAGCUAAAGUGGUGCUUCAGGUUAAGAACAGUUUCAGGUUAAGAACGGACCUCCGGAACGAAUUAAGUGCUUAACCCGAGGUACCACUGUACAGUAUAUGCUAUUACAGUACAAUCCCAUCUUAUACACAUUUAACUUGUGCCAUUUCAACCAGCCUGUCUUCAACCAUGCAGGCUGGUUGAAAUGGCACAAGUAAAAUCGAAGCCAACCAGAUGCCACAAUGGGAAACGCACAAGCAGGACCUGAGCACAAGAGCCCCCUCCCUUCCUGUGGCUUCCAGUACUUGGUAUUCAGAAGCGUUACUAUGUCCAACUGUGGAGGCAGAGCAUAGUAGCCACUGACAGCCCUCUCCACCAUAAAUUUGUCUAAUCCUCUUAUUAAAUAGGCUGGUGGCCAUCAUUGGCUCCUGUGGGAGUGAGUUCCAUAGUUUAACUAUUAACCCCUGUCAGGGAACUGCCAUCGGAGCUGGAGGUGGAGGGAAGGCUCCAGAGGGAUGCCGGAGAGGGUCCCAGUAGGGAGAGAGGCAGCCCGUCCACUGGGGAAGGAAAUCAGCAUAACACCAGUGGAGAAAGGGGGCAGAUGGGGGAAUCGGAGAGGAGGCUCCAAGACUCUUCGCCGGAGACCAGCGGAGAGAGUACGGGUCCUCUGCUGCCCACACCCUCCCUGCGCAGAAGGCUUCCGCGCAGGGAGACUAGGCGGAGACUAGGUGUCAAGGAACUUUUGUGCUGGAAGAAGUUCAAGAAACGCCCACUGACGGAUUCUGCCAGCGACUGAGACAGCCACGAAGCUAGAGGCUGUCCAGUCAGAAAGGGUUCCACCAGGUAACCUAGCCAGGAGUGGCGGCAACUUACACACGAGCAACCCCUAAACCCAUUACAACCCCCCACGUGAGACAGGUAACACCCACACUCCUUGCAACAUCCUCCUCUUCCUCCCUUCUCUCACAUGCUUUUAAGUUAGGCCUGCUUUUCCAGGAGCACCCAAAGUGACAAAAUGCCCCUCCAGCUAGCAAUUGCAAACCUUGGUUUGACCCUGCGGUGUGCCGUCCGGUUUCAGGAAAAGGGUUGAUGUGGCUAAUGCACAGUUGAGAUUUCUCUCUUGACUUUUCUGGGUCUGAAAGCACCUUUGUUGCUUUGCUUUUGUCUGCUCUCCACCUUGGCUUAAACCUCGCUUCUCUGCAGGUGGCUGGUGAAUACAAGUACCACCCAGAAUGCUUUGCGUGUAUGAGCUGCAAGGUGAUCAUUGAAGAUGGCGACACGUAUGCAUUGGUGCAGCACUCUGCCCUCUACUGGUAAGGGGAAGUUAGAAGCCCAUACUGCAACUGUGGGGGGCAGGGGGGUGGAAUGCAGGCAGGGGGGUCCAAUGCUUGGACUACUGCAAUGCGCUCUAUGUGGGGCUACCUUUGAAGGUGACCUGAAACUGCAAUUAAUGCAGAAUGUGGCAGCUAGACUGGUGACUGGGAGUGGCCACCGGGACCACAUAACACUGGUCCUGAGAGAUCUGCAUUGGCUCCCAGUACGUUUCCGAGCACAAUUCAAAGUGUUGGUGCUGACCUUUAAAGCCCUAAACGGCUUCGGUCCUGUAUACCUGAAGGAGCGUCUCCAACCCCAUCGUUCAGCCCGGACACUGAGAUCCAGUGCCGAGGGCCUUCUGGCGGUUCUCUCACUGUGAGAACUGAAGCUACAGGGAACCAGGCAAAGGGCCUUCUCGGUAGUGGUGCCCGCCCUGUGGAAUGCCCUCCCUUCAGAUGUGAAGGAAAUAAGCAGCUAUCUUCUCUUUAAAAGACAUCUGAAGGCAGCCCUGUUUAGGGAAGUUUUUAAUAUUUAACGCUGUAUUGUUUUUAACACUUGAUUGGAAGCCGCCCAGAGUGGCUGGGGAAACUCAGCCAGAUGGGCGGGGUAUAAAUAAAUAAUAAUAAUAAUAAUAAUUAUUAUUAUUAUUAUUAUUAUUAUUGGUGGGGAGAGGGGAGGGGUGGAUCUGGCAGUUCCAGCAUAACGUUCUCCACUCUUCUGUUUAGUGGCAAAUGCCAUAACCAGAUUGUUCUGACGCCGAUGAUUGAGAGGUUGUCCACCGAGUUCCUGUGUGAACAGCUGCCCUACACGCUGACCCUCAUCUCCAUGCCUGCGGCCACUGAUGGCAAGCGAGGAUUCACGGUGGCUGUCGAAGGUGGCUGCUCAACCUAUGCCACUAGCGUCCAAGUGAAAGAGUGGGUGAUAAAUCAGUUUGUAUACUGCUUAAUGCCAAAACACACGUCUAAGCCAAGUUUAAGUAUAAAAGCCAAUCACACAAGCAUUACAGUAUAAACGCUUGUAGUUAAAAUAUGCAGUUAAACAAUACAAUAUUAAAUUGCUGUGUUGUUUAAUUGCCUAUUUUAAUUAUGGACAUUUAUACUGUUUGUCCUUCUUAGAGACUCUAGUUGAGAGAGCAAAGGGAAUGAUUGUAUCGUAUACAAAAGACUUGCUUACUUUAGCUCUUCCUUUUCCCUCUUCGCCAUGUUGACAUAUAAAGGUCUCCCUCAAGGCUGUAUAUAUAUCUUUUUAACUUUGGUUUUGUAUCGUUGUGACUCUGCACAAUUGGAGUUAUCAUGUUCCCAAAGCUUUAAGAGACUGAUAAAUGUACAGUAUUUAUUGAGAAGAUAUGUUCCUUUUGACACCUCAAGUGGGCCUGAGAAGAUUAAGACAGUCCAGAAAAUGGUUUAGUCAUUAAUAAUGUCAAAUCUGAAGUUUUUUUUAGUCAAGGGGGGGAACUAAACACAAGUAACUGUUUAAUUCUAAAGAGCCAGAGCUGAUGAAAUCUCCCAGUUACCUUACCAUAACCUUCUCAGCCUCAGCACCUUGGACUUUACAAAUAAAGAAAAACAAAUAGCCUGCUUUAAAUCUUUAAACAGACUGCUGAAUUUUUAAUAACCAGGGAUAGUCAUUGUGACAGAUUAAAAUAUUUUUUUAAAGCAACAAUGAGACUGAUAUGAAUUCUUGCUGUGAAAAUUUGGGGCAUUGCAGAUUUUACUAAAAUUGAGAGUUCAAAGCCAUUUUGUUUGUGUGUGAGAUUUUAGGGGUUUCAAAAAUUACCCCAGCUUAUUUAAUUAGAGCAGAAUCAGGCAUGGAAACGGUUUCUGGUCUAAAUUAUGUCAGGGUGAUAAAUUACUGGUGUAGUAGAAAUCAGCUGAUGAAAGACAGGUUUCCUGAUAUGUUUUUAGAGGAACAGAGGUCAAACAGUCUAGGAAACUUCUUGUUGCAAAACUUUCAGAACUAUUAUCCAGAUAUUUUGGAUUCUCUUUACAGGCACUGAAUCCACUGGGAAAUGUCACUAGAAAUAUUUUUAAAUAAAGAGUUUUGGAAGUAGGAAUACAAACUGGCAUAACUGCCCUCACAUCCUCAAGAACAGCGAAAUGGUUAGCAAGUGUAAAACUUCAGCACCAAUUUGAAAAAAUACUUAUUUUCUAUGACAGUGGAAUAUCAGAAAGCUUUUUCUCAAUUUGAACAAAUGGAAUCUAUGAUAGAAUUGGGGGAGAUCUAAUGGCAAACCAGUCCAAGGUAGAAGGUGUGUCUGUGAGGAACCAGUACUGGAGGAUGUGACUGAUAAUAGAGAAUAGGGAAGAGCCCACCCAGGGAUGACUAUAGGCAGCAUUGCCUGGGGUUAGACUAGAUGACCCUUGUGGUCCCUUCCAACUCUACAAUUCUAGGAUCCUAUUUCAUUAAAUUGUCAUGGAGAUAUGAAGACAUCAGAGUGCUAAAUGUAUCCUGACAAGCUCCUAAUGUCCCCUCUCUAUAUUUUUCUUCUCUUAGUCAUGUUUAUUUGUUUUAUAAGCAAAACUCCGAUUAUUUUAAGGAUAAUAUGUAAUUUAUUUGUUAAUUUUAACACUGGCUACUGCACUUUUAUGGAAGUUUCACUCUUCCGUGGUCUUUGGAGUAGUGCAAUUCAUGUUGUUACUCCUUGAAGACCCAAAAAAAAAAAAAAUAGUUCUGCUGUCACAUGACCCUCCCUCUUUGUUUAUAGAGUCAACCGACUGCAUAUUAGUCCUGAUGUCCAGAACGCUAUUCACCCUGGAGACAAGAUCCUGGAGAUCAAUGGGACCCCGAUUCGCACACUACAAACAGAAGAGGUACGGCCUGGACAUAUUUUUUAAGUUCACUUCUUGCUCCUGGUGAUUUGAGAAAUAGAACAGAAUGGAGAAGAGAGAAUAGCUCAGGGCUGGUGCAAAUGCUUUGCAUGCAGAAGGGCUCAGGAUUGAUCCAUGGCAUUGCUAUAAAGAUCUCUGCGAGAGCAGGUGCCAGUCGGCCAGCCUUGUGUCCUCCAGGUGUUUUAGACUACAACUCCUGUGUUGUAUGGUUGAUGGGAGUUGGUGAAGGCUGGAGUAGACAACUCUGCACUAUAGAUGGACCAAUAGACUUGGGUAUAAGGCAGUGUUGUUGUUUUUUCUUAGCCACUGGGGCCUUUGGUCUGGUCCCUCAGUUGUCUUCAAUGUAUCUCAAGGCGUAAGCAAAGUUCUCACAUUUGUGAGUUGUGGGCAAUUCCUUCUCUUUCGUAUGUGGCAUAAAUACAAGACCCCUCACUGGAAUAUGGGCUACUGCAAACAGUUUGAACAACGUAGGUUUUUAAGGUGCAGCAAGAUUCUAACAAAAUUUAUUAGCGCAUAAUAAGCUUUCGUGGACUGAGGGCCACUUUGUCAGGUGCAUUAUUUGUUUGUUCAUUUAUUUUGUAAUGUUUAUACACUGCUUGAUUGUAAAAAAAAAACCCCAAAGCGAUUUACAAAAAAGAUAAAGCAAUAAAAUUGUUGAGAAGAAUUAACAAUAAUUCAAGACAAUCGAAAAGUUAAAUUAACAGUACUCUGAAAACAGAUUAAAACUCAAAUCAGCUUUCUAAACAACUGGGUAGGCCUGCCUAGACAAAAAUGUUUUUUGCAUGUGCCAAAAAGAGUGAAGACGCCUGCCUGGUGUCAAUAGGCAGGGAGUUCCGAAGUGUAGGUGCUGUCAUGCCAAAAGAUCAAGUUCUUAAAAAUGCAGAAUUGGUUUUAUGUGACACCUGUAACUGCACUAAUUCCAGCUGUUAAAGGAUUUACAGUCAAAACCAGCACUUUGAAUUGGGCCCAUGAACUAAUUGGCAGCCUGUGCAGUCAGGCCAGUAUAAUAUGCUCAAACUGUUUUCUACUGGCGAGCAGCCUGGCCGCCAAAUUCUGCACCAGCUGAAGUUUCCAAACUUUCUUCAGAGGCAGCCGUAUGUAUAACGUGUUGAAGUAAUCUGACCCAGAGGUUGCCAAUACAUAGACGACAGAAGUUAGGCUAUCCCUGUCCAAAUGGGAUACAGCUAGGCCACCAGCCGAAGCUGAUGGCAGGCACUCCAUGUCUCUGAGGCCACCUGAACCUCAAGCAAAGCAAGGGUUCCAGAAGUACCCCCAAGCUAUGUACUUCAGAGGGAGCGUAGCCCUGUCAGGAGCAGGUAACAUCCAAUCCAUCCAUUCUAGGGAACCCCCCUCUAACAGUGCCUGAGUCUUAAGCUGGAUUGAGCUUCAGUUUGUUGGCUUUCAUCCAGUCCGUUAAUGAGGCAAGGCAAUGGUCCAGCACAUCCACUGCCAAAUCUUCAGAUGUAAAGGAGAAGUACAGCUGUGGGUCAUCAGCAUAUUGCAGGCAUAUAUGCACACAUGGUUUGGUGUAGGGUUGUAAGCAGUGAGGAGAAGAAAUGCAGAGAGUACAGAGACAGCAAUAAUUACAUAAUUAACUGUGGACAGUCACAGAAACCUGCGUCCUGAUUUACGGGUGGCGCUGUGGGUUAAACCACAGAGAAUAGGACUUGCUGAUCAGAAGGUCAGCGGUUCGAAUCCCCGCGACAGGGUGAGCUCCCGUUGCUCGGUCCCUGCUCCUGCCAACCUAGCAGUUCGAAAGCACGUCAAAAUGCAACUGGAUAAAUAGGUACCGCUCCGGCGGGAAGGUAAACGGCGUUUCCGUGCGCCGCUCUUGUUCGCCAGAAGCGGCUUAGUCAUGCUGGCCACAUGACCCGGAAGCUGUACGCCGGCUCCCUCAGCCAAUAAAGCGAGAUGAGCACCGCAACCCCAGAGUCGGUCACGACUGGACCUAAUGGUCAGGGGUCCCCUUUAAACCUCUUGUAGGUUGAAUUGAGGCAAAGGUUGAGGUUUUUGUGUGAGGUUAGUUUACCAAUGCCAGGAUGUCUGAGCUAUCAACAACUUUCUGUUUGAAUGACCCCUGGAGAUGCUCCCUUGGAGGUCUCUCUCGCCUUCAAUGUGCAACUUCCUUAUUCCUGGGUUCACUUCUCAGAUAGAGGAUCUGAUUCGCAAGACGAGCCAAACCCUCCAGCUGUUGAUCGAGCAUGACCCCGUCUCUCAGCGCCUCGACAGACUGCGUCUGGAUGCCCGGAUGCCCGGGCGCACGAAAAAGCCCUCUUCUCCCUGCCCCAUAUCAGCUCUGGACCUGAAGGAGAACCUGGAAGGAACGCUGCGGCGUCGCUCCCUCAGGUACCAAGGCCAGGGGAGGCUACCCCCAAAAUUUUUACUGACUUCCAACUAUCAUUUUAUUUUGGCUAUAUAGCUUUUCACUUUGCAGGAGGUAGGACUAGAGGAAUUUAGGCUGACCCCCUCUAAUACAGUGCUCCUCUCAACCUGGCACCCUCCAGCGGUUUUGAACUGCAGUAUUCUCCGCUGGCUGAAGCUGAUGGGAGUUGUGGACCAAAACAUCUGGAAGAUUCCAUUUUGGGGAAGGCCUGCUACUCUAAUGCGUGUAUCCAACAUAUUCCUGCCUCCUGCCCUACUUGCUGCUAAGGACUACUAAGAGCCAGUGCAGUGCAAAAGUUGGACGAGGACUUUGGGAGACCAGGGUAUGAAUCCCCUCUCAACCAUGAAGCUCCCUGGGUGACCACGGGCCAGUCAUUGCCUCACAGGGUUGUUGUGGUGAUCAUAUGAGGAGAGGGAGAACUAUGUACAUGUCAGGGACUGGAAUGAAGAGGAAGAGGAAUGGUGGCAAUCACCCCCUACCCCUUCUCCUGUAGCUGAGGGAGGUUGUGUUGAGUUACAGCCAAACUAUGAGGGAGAUAACAAGUCAGAGACAAGCGAGCAGCUAAGUUAUGAGGUGUUAGGAGAAGCAGGGGGGAGAGACAGAGCAGCCAGCGGACACUUCAUUAGACAGCAUAGAUGAUCCGCCGUCCCCUAGAAUGCGAUGUUCAUUAAGGGUGCAAGAGCAGUGGACACAGAGGCAUUUGACCAUGGGGGGCCACCAUAGGGUCAGAUGCUGUUGUGAAAGAGGGAGUUGCUCACUCUGGCUCCUCCGCCUUCCAUCAUGGAGGAAGGACUGGAUUCUUUGUCUUCUGCCGUAAUGGCUGAAUAAAUCAUGAGCCUUCUUGUUUCUUCCCUGCUUCUUGAAACCAUUGGGGGAGGGAGAGAAUUCCUCAAGCCUGACAGUACAUCACAUUGAGCUCCUUGGAGAAUACAGUGGUUUGUAACUGUGAUAAAUAAGGACAAUAUUGGAUAAGUUUGGUACCAAGACAUAAGUCACAUCAACUUUGACAAGAAUGCCCCCAGGACAAAAGUUCAAGGUUCCUAUAUAGAUUUACAAAGCCCUGAACAACUUGGUUCCAUGAUACUGUUGUAAAUCACUGUAGUACGUUUUUUAUGAAACAGCGGUAUGUAAAUAUUUUUUAUAAUAAUAAAUGUGUUUUUUUAAGUGCCCCCCCUCCUGUGAUCACGGCACAGUGCAUCCAAUCUGAUUUCGCUUUGUGUGGCGUACUAAAUGCAGCCUUGAAUUCGAUCACAGUGUGGCUUCUUUUAUACUGUUGUUACACAUGUUCAUUUAUUAUGGAGCGUGGUCUGGCGAACCUAGGUGUGCUUUGUGUGCAUCUCUUCCUCCCAUUCCAAUGAGCUGGAGAACAGGGAGCCUGCAACUUGGACUUCCAGCAAAAGCUCUAACCUUGGUUGCGUCUUCCACUCCAGGCGAAGCAACAGCAUCUCCAAGUCCCCUGGCCCCAGCUCCCCAAAGGAACCACUCCUCCUCAGCCGGGAUAUCAGCCGUUCUGAAUCGCUCCGCUCAUCCACAAGUGGCUCCCAGCAGAUCUUCCGCCCCUGUGAUCUGAUCCACGGGGAGGUUUUGGGAAAAGGCUUCUUCGGCCAGGCUAUCAAGGUGAGGAAACUGUCGCAGAUACUCUCUUACCUUUCUCUCCCAACAGAACCCCCAGGAAUGGGGCAUGUCUGCUUCUCACGUUAAUGGUGUUCUAUUAAUCAGGAUCAUCAUUUGUCCCAUCAGGUUUCUCCCAGCAAUUGUUUCACUGUUCCUUUUGCUGUCCUUGAAGUUGGUGCAGCUGACACUGAAUGGGAAAGGGCCAUAGCUCAGUGGUUGUUAGAGCAUCUGCUUUGCUUGCAGCAGGUUCCAGGUUCAAUCCCCAGCAUCUCUAGGUAGGGCUGGGAGAGGCUUCUGCUUGGAACCCUGAAGCCAUUGCUGCCAGUCAGUGUAGACAGUGCUGAAGUUGAUGAGCCAAUGUCUGAUGCAGUAUAAGGCAACUUCCUAAGCAUCUCUGACUGCAGAGUUUUAAGUUGGCUCUCCCCACCUUCAUUCUGAUCUGGGGUGCAAGAGCCUGAGUAGCUGUAGCUAAGCUUCUUCGGCACCGAUGCUCUGUUUGCCAAUCAUUUCAUCUUCUGUCAAAACUUUGUGCUUGAGCCCGUUCUCCUGUUUAGGAAAAAGGUGGCCCUGUUGGACCACAGCUUCUCAGGCUGAGUUCAUCCAUCCUCCAGAACACCUGGAGUUCUGAUUUGGGGAUAGCCUGUCCUAUAUUUCGACUCUGGCACAAUGUGGAAGCAAGAAUCAGGAUGGAGAAAAGAAAGUGCUCCUUCAUGCAGCGCACAAUUAACCUGUGGAACUCACUGCCACAGGAGGCUGUGAAGGAUACCAACCAAGAUGGCUUUAAAAGAGGAUUAGGGAAAUUCAUGUAGACGAGAGCUAUCCAUGGCUACCAGCCACGACGGCUAUGCUCUGCCCUCCACAGCUGGAGGUAGCAAUGUUUCUGAAUCCCCAUUGCUGGGAACUACAGGAGGGGAGGGGUCUCUAGUGGUUGUUUCCUGCUUGUUUGCCACAGGCAUCUGGUUGGCCCCUGUGAGAGCAGGAUGCUGGGCUAGAUGGGCCAUUGGCCUGAUCCAGCAAGCUCUUAUGAAGGGGCUUAUAACCAUGCCCUGUUUCAGCCUGCAUCCUUGGGUAUAUGCCACAUUCCAGCUCUUCUUUACCUUUUCUUACUAAUGAACCUGUUUCUUCUCCUUCUCCUUCCUCUUCUGUGGGUAGGCACGUAGCAGGUGCAGGUAAGCCCAAUGCUAUCAUUGCAGCAUGCCUUGUGAUGAGCAUUCCCACUCAGGCGAGAGCCCUCAGACUAACUCUGGCCUCCGAUUUGUGCACGCUGCCCCCACCCCAGGCUGCAGCCAACGCCCCAACACUCCACAUUCUGCAAGGCUACUGUGUUGGUUGGGGGAGGGAGCAUCCGGCUUGCCCUUGUCUUCUGAACGUCCUUUCUGCAUGGCCUUCCUUUUAAAGGAGACAUACAACAACCUAGCACCCUCCUCUCCUCUGCUGCUGCACAUUUGUUUUGGAAAAGCAGGGGACUUUUAGAUUACCUGCAAAAAAUGUAAUACCACUUACUGUAGUAAAAAACAGCAACAACUAUGCUGUUUACAUAAAGUCAAUAACAAUACAAACAACAUUCAAGUAAAAAAAAAACCUAGAUAAAAGCAAAACAAAACUAUGUAUCACAAAUAAAACUGGUUAGGACUGCUGGUUGUCGUUGUCUUCUGUUUCAGUCACAGGGGUGUCAAACGUCUCAGGCAAGUUGCUGCCCCUCAUUAUGUGCUUGACCAGUCAGGCCCAGUGCAGGUGACAUCCUCCUCUUCUUGUCUUCUAAUUCAGAAUCUAAUUCAGACACCUGAUAUGUAUAUCCUUUCUUUCUUUCUUUCUUUCUUUAUUUAUUUAUUGCGUUUAUAUCCUGUCUUUUACUCCAAGGAGCUCAAGUUAGCAUGCGUGGUUCUCCCCUCAUUUAAUUCCCACAACAGCCCUGUGAGGUAGCGUAGACUGAAAGUGAGUGACUGGCCCAGGGUCACACCCAAUAAGCUUCGUGGCAGAGUGGGAGGUUUCAAAAGCCCGUCAAAGUGCAAGUAGAUAAAUAGGUACUGCUCCGGUGGGAAGGUAAACAGUGUUUCCGUGCGCUGCUCUGGUUUCGCCACAUGACCUGGCCACAUGCUGGCCACAUGACCCGGAAGCUAUACGCCAGCUCCCUCGGCCAAUAAAGCGAGAUGAGCGCCGCAACCCCAGAGUCAUCUGCGACUGGACCUAACGGUCAGGGGUACCUUUACCUUUACCUCCCAAACCCUAGUUCCACACUCUUUAAGUGCUACACCACACUACCUCUCUAAUUUUAGGACCCACCCUAUUUUUGCAAUUUUAUGUUGUUUAAAUGUUGUGUUUUAAAUUGUUGUAACCUACCCUGGGACCUUAGGGUGAAGGGCAGGUAAUGAACUGAAAUAAUACUAUUAACAGUAACAAAAAUGAUAGCGAUCAUAAAUGACAGUAUAGCGGCUCUUCACUGCUGAAGGCAUCAAGAUGGGGAUAAUGUGUUAAUUCCCAAGUGUGAGAGGACAGGAGGUCUGUGGGAGUGCAGAGCUCCUUCCUGAUUCUGCCAAGUACAACCCUUAAGAGGCCUGGGGAAGCCACUCUGCUGCCAGUGACCCUUUACGGAGAUCUUGCAAGGGUCAGUGAGAUCAUGCAACGGUUUAGAAGCGCCGUGUUAAGUUCUUCUCACUUUUGCUGUUCAGGUGACUCACAAAGCAACAGGGAAAGUGAUGGUGAUGAAGGAGCUGAUCCGUUGUGACGAGGAAACGCAGAAGACCUUCUUGACAGAGGUAGGCACAGCCGUUUCAAGCAGGUCCUGAAACGGGUGCAUUAAGCUGUCCUGCUAUACAGCAGCCUCGAUAGGAAUGGGGGCUCAGGAAGAUCACCCCAUGGCUGCCCACUUAGAAGAGAGCAAAAGAACAUUAUGUCAUGUGCUGCUCCUCUUUGGCUUUUAAGCCGUGCAGAUAAUGCCCAAGACUUGGGUUGCAUUUAAUGUUGCACAUCGCUCUGGAGAGCUAGAGCUGGGCUGAAAUGUGUUGCUGCAGAAUGGCAGAUCAAGUUGAUGGAUUAUGUCGAAAUGACUAAAAUGACCGGAAGAAUCAGAAAUCAGGAAGACCAAAAAUUUUAAUAAGGAAUGGGGAAAAUUUAUAAUUUAUCUUAAACACCAUUGUAAACAGUUAAAAUCAUUAGUAGGAUUGGAAUAACACUUGUAGUUUAAUGGUGAAUUUUGGACACAAUGGAGAGGUAAAAGAUUUGGAUUAUUAUAAAAGACGCAGGAGGAAAUAAUUGACAAUAGGACACACAAAGGGGGGAGGAAGCAAGUCCAGGAGAUUCUUUGGAAUCUUGUUUCUAUGUUGUAUGUUGGAUAUGUGACUGUAAAAUUUUAAUCUGAAAAAACAAAUAAAUUUAUAUAUAAAAAAGAAAUAUGUUGCUGCUUGAAGUGAGGCCCCAGUGCCCCUCCAUUUGCCAGUGAUGACAUUGUUAAGCCUCUGGCUGCACCCUUCAGACACCAAUUCCUGUUUCCCAUCAAACUUACCACUCCACAGUUCCACCCGGUUUUGUUUAUGUACUUUCUUGCAUGUUUAUAUUUCAUUUCCAUUUUUAUUUUAUUUACAUGUAUGGUCCACCUUUUGUCCAAGGAACCCAAAGGUGUCACACACAGUUCUCUGCUUCCCCAUUGUACUCUCGUAACAGCCCUGUUGGUUAGACUGAGAAAUAGUAACUGGCCAAAGGGUGCCCAGUGAGCUUUGUGACUGAGAGGGGGCUUGGACCUUGGUCUCCCAGAUUGCAGUCUGAUGCUCUAACCUGUACUGGCAGGGUGGAAUAUAUAUUCUUCAAGGCCAACACACCUGGGCUCCCUGAUGCUACAGCAGUUCUGAAGGUGAGCAAGUGUGGAUCGCAUCAGUCCCUCAGAUGGGACUGCAAGAGCUGCUUAGACUUCAAAUACUUUUUAUUUUGUUUUCUUUAAAAAAAGAAGCAGCAGCAGUAAAAAGGAGGUCUCAGUGCAUCCCAAACCCUUGGACUGCUGUCUUGUCUUCUCAGGUGAAGGUGAUGCGCAGCUUGGAUCACCCCAACGUCCUGAAAUUCAUUGGUGUGCUAUACAAGGACAAGAAGCUGAACCUUCUCACAGAGUACAUUGAAGGCGGGACUCUGAAGGAUUUCCUCCGGAACAUGGUGAGUGAAGGCAGCUUGUCAGAUGAGCAAGGAGAAAUUUGACCCUAAAAGUGCAGUGGCUCUUGGCCACUAAAGCUCUCGGCUUCUAAAGUAGUCUCCCCCAGGCCUGGUGCCUCCAGCUGUUUUGUACUCUUAACUCCCAUCAGCCCCAGCCGGCACAGCCGCAAUGUCACGCUGGGAAAGACUUUGAAAAGAGCAUUGCGCCUUUCAUCCACUACAGAUAUGUUGCUUGUUUAAGGAACAUGUUAAUGAGGGCCUUCUUUUUUGCCUUGCAGGAUCCAUUUCCCUGGGAGCAGAAGGUCAGCUUUGCCAAAGGAAUUGCCUCAGGAAUGGUGAGUUCCCUGGUUCUUCACAUAUACACACACUCUUUGCCCACUGGAAUCUUGUCUUAGUUGUAUAUCCUGCCCCAUCUUGAGGGCUUCAAAAAUACGAGAUAUUGAGCAAGGGGGAUUGAAAGGUGCAUUUGAGAGAGAAACGAGCCGGCCCUACCAUUAGAUCGCAUUAAGCAAUUGUCCCAGGUGGGGGCAACAGUGGCAUUAUUCCUCUUUCUGAAAUGAGAACUGCCCUCUGAAUGAGCAGCCAAUGCGCAGGAGUUUGCCUCUUAAAGCUUUGCAGCCCAAGAAGCCCCAGUCCAGGCUCAUGACUUUGAAAGGGUUGCGAUGGGGUGUUCCUUUGCUGGAGAAGCAAAGGGGCUGUCAUAAGGACAUAAGAAGAGCUUGUCUGCUGGAUGAGACCAAAGAGGCCCCAUCUAGUCCAGGAUCCUGUUCUCACAGUGGCCAACCAGAUUCCCCAAUGGAAAGCCCCAAAGCAGGGCAUGAGCACAGUAGCAGCAGCUCUCCCUUCCUGCAGCUUCCAGCAACCGGUUUUCACACACAUGUGGCUUACCGCAGUGGAGCUUGUGGCUCAUUUCUGCAUCCUCAGCAGCCGUGGUCUCUUGGUUGCACAUGAACCCCUCACACCUGGUGGUCUCCAGCAUCAUAGGCUUUUAGUGCAGUCGGUCUGACUGGAUUCUGGGUCAGAUCAAACCACCUGUGACCUGCCUCCUCUACCCCCCAGGCACAGCCACCACCUUGGCUUUUUAUUUUAUUUUAUGUAUUUCAUUAAAUAUUUUCUUAGUUUACAAAAGUAUGUGCAAUGCCUCUCUCUCUUCUUUUUUCCAAUUUCAUUUGUUGAGGCAUUAGGAAGAAGAAGGGGAAAGGUGGGUGGGGGUGGGUGGCAAUGUUUCUAUUAUACUUAAUAUAUGUGGGGUUUUGUGUCAGCAUCGCUUGUGCAGGUUCUGUGCUAUUCACUUGUGUUCCUUUGGUGGUGAGAGAGGUUGGGGUUGGCCUUGUUUGUUUGUGAUUGGCUGUGGUGGUCUUUGUUUUCAUGUGUGAGUGGGGUGGGUGGGUGUUUUGGAUCAGGUUAACCAUAUUUAUUUGUAUGCCGUUGGUGGAUUUUUGUCAUUGUCUUGUUGGGCUGUGUAUGUGAUAAAGGGGAGCCAUACCGGGGUGAAGGCGUCUUCUUCUAUUUGUCCCCAACCACCUUGGCUUAUAAGAAGGGCAAUGGCUUGGAGGCACUUGGGUAGCCCGUGAGACAGGCCAGUGGGAGUGUUGAGUGGUUUCAGCCAGAAGUGCCACGUUCAGAAGUGCCCAGACUCAAACAGCGUUGGUUCAAAUGCCUCUCUUCCCCUUCUUCUCCCUUUCACAGGCUUACCUCCACUCGAUGUCCAUCAUCCACCGAGAUCUGAACUCCCACAACUGCCUCAUCAAACUGGUGAGUUCCCCAGUCUCUCCCCAUCGCCCACCACCAAGCAAAACAGCUGAGAGUUGGAGCCCUCUGGCUCUCUGCGCACAGAGACCUCAUAGGUCCAAGUUGGUGCUGUAAAUGUAUCCCAGCAAGAGCAGGUGCACCGUUGCUCAGAACUUGGGUGUCUUUAAGCCUGACGUUUUCAUUGGAGGCCAAGAACAGGUGGUGACUUAAGCAAUGUGCAUUUGCCCCCCCCCAAAUAGUACCUGUUAGGUUUUCCUUUGAGCUGUGGUUCUUCCUUUCUUCUCCCAGAUCCUCCCAGUGGUUUCCAAACUUUUGGGGCCACUGCCCCUUGGUUCCAUGAAAUCAUUCCCCUUACCAAAUAAAAAAACAGAAUAGUGGUUUGAACACAACAAAAUUCAGAGCAGUAACAUUUAAUUGCCCAUUUAUUCCACCCGGGAAAAUCAGAAACCAGGAGGAUCAAAACUUCAACAAAGAAUAGGACAAAUUUAUAUCAUACUUGAAAGACCACUGUAAACACUUGAACUCUUUGGCAGGUUUCAAAUAACUCUUGCAAUGAUACAUAGAUUUUGGAUGCAGUGGAGGAUUGUAAAUUAGAUGGAUUUAUAAUAUGCAGUUAAAAAGUUACUUAAAGGAUCCACGGAGGGGAGGUGGAAAGUCUUAAGAUUCAGAAGAAUCUUGCGUAAUUUUAUUAUUAUUUGUGAUUAUGAGUGUGAAUGAAUUCGUAAAAUCAAAUAAAAACACUUUCAAAAAGAAAAAGGUUAUUUGCCCUUUUAUUCCAAAUCCACUUAAAACUAUGUAGUUUAAUUGAUUCCUUUUUUUAUGAACUUGAUCCAGUGAUACCAGCUUUUCAAAGUCUAAUAGUCACUUACACCUCCAGCGCCCCCCUCCCACACUACCCUUUUGCCUUUUAUGGUCUUUGCCCCCUGCAGGUAAACCCAACACUCCCCAUUGGGUAGUACCGCUCACUUUGGGACGCACUGCUAUUGACCCUGGGCAUUUAUUAUAGAUAUUUUUGCUCAUGGGCAAACUGCGCCUUCUGAUCCCCGCAGACUAGUAGGCCUCUCAUAGUGGCCCCUCCUGCUUUGUUCUUGGCUGCAGGACAAGACUGUGGUGGUUGCAGACUUUGGCCUCUCCCGGCUGAUUGUAGAGGAGAGGAAGAAGCCCACCCUGGAGAAGCCAUCGGCCAAGAAGCGGACCCUGCGCAAGAGUGACCGGAAGAAGCGUUACACAGUGGUGGGGAACCCCUACUGGAUGGCACCAGAGAUGCUGAACGGUAAGAAGUUUCACAAGUAAUCAUAAUAAAAAAAAAUUAUUUAUACCCCGCCCUCCCCAGCCAAGACCGGGCUCAGGGCAGCUAACACCAGAUGUAAAAACAAUUGAUUAAAAUACAACUUAAAAACAAGAUUAAAAUACAACAUUAAGAUGCAGUCUCAUUUCUGUAGAAACUCAAAUCAAAAACUUUUUGGGGAUGAAAACGUCAAAUCUUCACCAAGGCCAACUAUCCAGACUGGUCCUACGUGGGCCAUAAAAAAGCCAGGGAAGUCCCCAAAUACAGUGCUGAAGGCCAGGUCAGCCUUAUACCAUGACCUUGGUCUAUCUACAUCAGCAUUGCCUACUCUGGCUUGCAGCAGCAACUCUUAAGGGAUUCCGUCAGGGAGUCUCUCUGAGGCCUACCUGAAGAAGUUGGGGGUUGAACCUGAGACCUUGUGCAUGCAAAGCAGGUGCUUUACCCCUGAGCUCUAGCCCUUCCCAAGUAAAGAACAUAAGAAGCUGCGUUAUACAGAGUCAGAGCAUCGGUCCAUCUAGCUCCAUAUUGUCCACACUGACUAGCAGUGGCUUUCCAAGGUUUCAGGUAGGACGUCUUCCCCAGCCCUACCAGGAGAUGCCAUUGGGGAUUGGUCCCGGGACCUUCUGCAUUCCAAGCAGGUGCUCUGCCCCUGAGCCAACAUGGUCCUUCCCCAGGAAUUUGCAGGAUUUUCUGUAGACCUGUCCUCUCUGAAAGUCUGACAGUGUCCCCUCCACAGCCAUGAUACUUAACAGAAUGGCGUUGGGCAAGGUGCCAUCUCUUGCCCUGAACUUUGCUCCCAAGCAGGGGAAAUGCCAGGAAUAAUGCCCUGAGUUAGGCAUGCAGGAAUCAUAUGUAAUCACUGAGACAAUAAAAAAUAGACUGUGUGGCUGGAAACUCUGAUUCUACUGCCUGAGGGCUCUUAGCGAACUCUUGGUUCACCAGUUCUGUCAUUCACACUCAGUGCUUUCUCCAUUUAAUGAAAAUAAAGCCACUCUCCCUUUUUUCUUUUCUUCCAGGGCAGAGCUAUGAUGAGACAGUGGACAUCUUUUCCUUUGGGAUUGUGCUAUGCGAGGUAAACCUGGACCACUUCAGAAGUGAGAAGUUGCCGUGCUCCUUAAUAAAAUAAAUACUGUUUGGGGGGAUGUUAUUGUUUUCGUUUGUUACUAUGGUAUGUAUUUUUGUGUUUUUAUAUUAUAAACCGCCCUGUGAUCCUCAGAUGAAGGGUGGUAUAGAAAUUUAAGGAAUAAAUAAGUGGUACCUGAGCUUCCUCUCUGGCCACCAGGAUCCUCAAAGCUGCUCUGCAUGUUAGGGUUUCAGAGCACAUUCAAAGUGUUGGUGCUGACCUUUAAAGCCCUAAACAGCCUCAGUCCUGUAUACCUGAAGGAGCGUCUCCACCCCCAUUGUUCAGCCCGGACACAGAUCCAGCGCUGAGGGCCUUCUGGUGGUUCCCUCAUUGCGAGAAGUGAGGUUACAGGGAACCAGGCAGAGGGCCUUCUCGGAAGUGGCGCCCACCCUGUGGAACACCCUCCCUUCAGAUGUGAAGGAAAUAAGCAGCUAUCCUAUCUUUAAAAGACAUCUGAAGGCAGCCCUGUUUAGGGAAGUUUUUAAUAUUUAAUGCUGUAUUGUUUUUAACACUCAACUGGGAACCGCCCAGAGUGGCUUGGGGAAACUCAGCCAGAUGGGCGGGGUAUAAAUGAUAAAUUAUUAUUAUUAUUAUUAUUAUUAUUAUUAUUAUUAUUACUACUCACCUGGUCCUUGGCCAGAGAAACUCGGAAAAAUAAAGAUUCAGCCUUUAAAUGCGCUGCCUCUGCUUUUCGUCUGCUAAUCUAAGUGUAGAAUCUUUUCUCUGAAACAUGUUGCAUUAAUAAACACCCCUUCUGCUUUCCGUAUUGGGAACAUGGGAAGCUGCCUUCUGCUGACUCAGACCAUUGGUCCAUCUGGCUCAGUAUUGCCUACUCUGACUGGCAGCAGCUUUCCAGGAUUUCAGGCAGGGAGUCUCUCCCAGCCGUACUUGGAGAUGCCACUGGAGACUGAACUUGGGACCUUCUGCUUGAAAGGCCAGAUGUUCUACCAUGGCCCUUCCUGCCCUCCCUUCUUGCUUUCUCCUCUCCCAUGCAAAUGCUCCUAAGGGCCUGUUCCUAUCCAGGCUUCCCUCCUCGGAUCUGGUUCAGUUCCUCCUUCCUAUCACCUGCAGCCCCAGGUGGUGGCGCCAGCACACAGCCGAGUCCUGCUUUCCGUGACGCUGAUGGCUCCUUUCUCUGUUUCAGAUCAUCGGACAAGUGUAUGCCGAUCCAGAUUGCCUCCCCCGCACUCUGGAUUUUGGCCUCAACGUGAAGCUCUUCUGGGAGAAGUUUGUUCCCACCGACUGCCCUCCGGCCUUCUUCCCCCUGGCAGCCAUCUGCUGCAGGCUAGAGCCAGAGAGCAGGUGAGGCCUCUGGAGGGAUCAAAGCAGGAUGAAGGGAGAUCUUGGCUCUGUACCUUCCUGCUUCUUUUUGGUCUGGUGCCAGCCUGCUUCCCUCCAGAUGUUUUGGAGGGUGCUAUUCUGCCUGGGGCUGAUAGGUUCUGUGGUCCAGAAACAACCGAAGGGCAUCAGGUUGGUGGAGGCUGAUGGAGUCUGUUCCUGGCAUUCUGCUUGAGGGAGGGGCAUAUUUGCAUGCAGGCCACCCUCACGGAGGACAGAGCACUUCCUUUGUUUUGACUUUGCUCUCUCCCUUUUUUUUUUAAAGUGUUAUUUUUCCUGCCAGUGCGGUUUGCUGUUAAAAAGAACUAUUUAUGUCAAGUGAGCGUGAAGCAGGAACCAAAGGAAACUGCACCCUCCAGAGCUGGAACAAGCUCUUGUUUCCUCUGUGCAAGGCAGACCAGGCUGCACCACCGUGGGCAUGUGAAAGGCUGGGCUCCUGCCUUCCUUCUUGGAGCCUCAACACAGGGGAUGGAAGAAGGGGAGCAGCCUAAAAUGCCACAAUAGACUGGGGGUGUUCAGAAGUUCCAUUGGUCCCAGCCAGCACAAACUCUUUUGUCUUAUUCCAUUGUGGUUGGCCUGGUGGGGGUUCCCUAAACCACAGUCCUUCCUAGGUCACACCUGCUUCAGUCACUUGUGUGCUGCUUUUAAACAUCUCUUUCUGGUCGCCUGGAGGAAAUUCCUGCUCUCCAUAGGUGACCUGAUCUGUAGAGAGACAGCAUUAACUUACUGCCUUUCCUCCUCUCUCCCUAGGCCCCCGUUUUCCAAACUGGAGGAUUCUUUUGAAGCCCUUUCCUUGUACCUGGGAGAGCUGGGAAUCCCUCUUCCGUCAGAACUGGAAUUGCUGGAUCACAACGUCAGCAUGCAGCAUGGGCUGAUCCGGGAUAAGCUACCUGAAAACCUCACCUAAUCCUCAAGACCUGUGCGCACUUUCCAUAAAUUGCCUGUGGGGAGGGAGUGGGGCAGCAGGGGCAUAUGAGAGAGAGAGAGAGAGAGAGAGCUGAUGUUCCGAAUCCUCACAGGACAUUAACAAGGCACCCAUUUGCCUUCCGUCGCCUCACCUUGGACUACCUUCCUCCUGUGGAUUUGUGGCAUGUUCUGGAAGCAGAAUCCUGUCCUGCUUGUGACUUUUAGUACUGACACUCUCUAGCUUUUGGAAACACAAAAUUGUAAGGCCCUGUUUGCAGGUCUCUAUCACAGUGGUGCCUUGGGCCUCAAAAAGACUGCAAGUGUUUAAAGGUUCCUGAGCCUGAGACAUUUGCCUGGAAGGGGCAGGCUGGGCUGCCCCCAACUUGGGUGCCUUGCCUGCUGUUGGAAAAGGCAUGGAGAGGGAGUGUGUUUGCCUUCCCCACACCUCUUGGGAGUUGGGAAGUUCUUCAGGAGCAGCUCAAAGACAGCCUCUCUCCGGCAAAGGAUCCCCCUUCUCUUCCUCAUCUCUACAAAUACCUCCAAGCAAACGUUCAAAAACACUACACAGCCAACUUGCGAACUGGGCUUCCAUCAACACCCCAUGUCAGAAGGGGAAGAACCAUCUCCAGUGAGCACAAAGGGUUGCUCCAGAGUAGCAGGCUGCUCUCGGCUGUUUGAGCCACUUUGCAGUGGGAACAGAAAGGGUGAGGCUGUCUAGUUUGGGGCUCAGUGGCCUCAGACUGUGGGGGCUUCUUAGUGUGGAACAGCUGGGUUUGAGCAAAGAGCUACUUCCCAAGCCACCAUUUAAUUGCAGCUGACAGGGAAUGAGACCACUUUCUUAUUUGGGUCUGAUAGUCUGAAGCCCUUGUUGAACCUGAUUAAGUUACCUACCUCUGUCCUCCAUUUCAGGCUUCUCUUUCCCUUAGGAACUAAGACACCACUGGUUCUGGCCUGCACACACACACUUCCUGGAUGUACCAAGAAUAGAAAGGGAACUAUUCCUAGCUUCUGUCUUCUCUGGUGAAGAUGGUGCACACACUACAUGGUUUCACUUGGCCAGAUCUUUCCCCUGUUCUUGGUGGGCCUCAGCAAAGUCACUUUCCUUGGGAAGCCCAACCCAACCUAGCAUGAAUUUGGGACAGGCAUGCAGUCAUCGUGGCUUUCGGUCCUCUCCCCUAAGAUAGCACCAUGGAUCUGGACCUCAAGCAGCCCACUUUCCCACUUAGAGUAGCCAAAAAGACAUGAGGACCCUACUAGCCAAGCCAUUUUAAACUCGUUAUCUGGCUUAAUCCUCGAAGGGUUAAGAGCCACUGGGCCUUCUGAGCCCCACCCCAGUGGUGGUCUCCAGGCCCAGGGCGUUUCAAUAAAGAUUCCGCUCCCUCCUUCCUCUUUUAAUAAAUGUGGGUCCCCCUCUAUAAACAGGGACGAAGAGAGGAGAAACUUGGAUCAUGUGUUCAAGAGAUUCUGGACUCUUGUUGAUUGCACACCAAAACAUUUUUGACUAAAUUAAAAGCAAUAAACUUUGUCCUAUGGAAACAAAA